AUGGAGGAGCCCGGCGCAGGAGGCGCCAACGGGGCGCCGGGCAAGGGCAAGGCUCAGCCCCCGGCCAAGGGCAGGGAGCUCUUCAGGAGCCAGCGGAAGGAGUCGGAGGUGCCAAUUCAUUCAUUUAUUUUUGGGGAGGGGGGACUCCCGGUGGAUUUGGGGUGGCCAUCCUGGAGCGCAUAUAUAUAUAUAUUUAUAUUUUGGGGGGUGAGGUAGGCUGAGCACCCCCCAAGAGGGACGGUGCCAUGGCAGCCUACCCUGCGGGGACGUUGUGGGGCAAUUGAUUUUUUUGGGGGGUGGUGGAUUUGGGGUGGGGUGUGCCAUCCUGGAGCGUGCAUAUAAAUAAAUAUAAAUAUAAAUAAUAUAAAUAUAUAUGGGGUGAGGUAGGCAGAGCACCCCCAAGAGGGACGGUGCCUUGGCAGCCUACCCUGCGGGGACGUUGUGGGGCAGGAGGGAAAAGGGAUGUGGGGUGCCUGCUGGUGUUGGAGAAAGAGAGCUGUGUCCGGGGGUGUCACGAUGGGGCUGCAGAGUUGUGGGGUGGCGGGGAAGAGAGAAAGAGCCGGCUUUGGGGGGAACCAGAGGGGCGCCUGCAAAGGGGAGGGUCUGGCGGCGCAGUGGAGAGAAGCGGGUGGGUGGGGGUCUUGCUGGACUCGAAUAGAGGCGUUCCUGGGGGUCAGGAGGGUGGCGGCGGCUUCUUUGGGUCCCGGCGUCGGUGGGGCUCGGGGAUGCGGGGAGGGGAGCCUUGGAGUUUUGGGGUGACGCUCAGGAGAGCUCGGGUGGGGGCAGUUGGAGGGGCUGGCUAAAAUUGGGGGAGAGAAAAAGAGCCAAUUUUUUUGGGGGGGGGCAUUUGGAGAGAGUAUGGGGCUGGUAGUGCCCGGCAGCCCCCAGAUUGGAAAUGUGUUGCCCUUGGAAGCGGGGCAGGAUUUGUCCUGAGCCUGGCGAGGUGGGGGCUUCUUGCAGAUAAAUCCCAUGGAUUUCUGAGAUUGGGGGGGGGGGUCCUUCUUUCGCUUGGGUCUCUCAGGGUUGGGUGAACAUUCUGCUGCUUCCGUGGAACCUUAAAUCGCCCUAUUUUCUGCUUCUGGAAGAUAAUAAUAAUAAAAUUUUAUUUAUAUCCCGUCCUCCCCAGAUACUUGGGGGGGGGGGCGAAUUGUUCCUCUAGCUCCUUUAGGAUGGAGUAAAACAGCUCCUGUUUUGUGAAUGAGUCUCUCUUCCCUGCGCCUCCGUCCACCUCCCGUUCUGAUCCAAGCUUGCGCGCUUUUGCGCAUCUGAAAUCCUCCUUUCCCUGCGCUCAUCUGUUCCCCAAACUCUCUUUUUCGCCAGGGGUUUUUACACGGAAUGGUGGACUCUGCAAGGUGGAGCAGCCCCCCUCCCCUGAAUAUUAUCUGUUCCUGGUUUGCUGGCCGGGCUGGCUUCCCCCUUUUCCCAACGCCCUCCCCUCUCUGUGUGGAGAGAGGCAGCCAGGUCCCUUGUGCGUAAUGUACAAGAGCAGCUGGAGAAUCGAGGCUUGUGUGUUGUGGAUGUCAAGAUCGCAGGAAUGGGGAGGAGGAAGAGGCUUCCCUCUGCUAACGCCAGGGCGAUUCCUCCUGCAGCUCUCCUCCAGCAAAAGACUGGCUGCUGUUUCUGCAAAACAAGGACAACACCACCGUCUCAAAACCCCAAGGAUGUCUUGUUUGUUUCUUCUCUGGGGUUGGGCUGUGGCGCUUUGCAAAAGUGUGAAAGCACAUGUGAGUCUGAUCGAAGUGGGGCAGGCAAUGGGGACAAGGAAGAAAUGCACCUCUUUCCCAGGUGCAAUCUCUUUUCUAAAAUAUAUAUAUUUUUAUUAAGUUUUACCUAACAAAUUUCAGUUCAAACACAUCAUUCACAUCUUCAAUUCUCUGAAUCCCUUGAUUUCCCUCUGCCCUUCCAUGGUUACCGUUAUCAAUCUUUUCCUACCCUUCUGCUUAUCUUAUUUUCUUUAAUUUAUGGAAAAACAAAUUACUAUUUUUUUAACAGUUUUUUUGUACAUUACAAGCAUUACUCAAAUCCUGCCAAAGUUGUUAGCUGUUUACAGUGUUCUGUUAUGUACAUUAUAUUUUUUUCCAUUGCUUCUUAAAAUUCUUCUCUUCCUCUUUCCCAAUUUUGCCAUUUUGGCAUAGUCCAUCAUCCUCAUCAGUUGGAACCCAAACGUCCGAUGGGGCUUCCACGGCUUCUGAUUGGCUGCAAGAGCUUUCUGCAGCCAAUCAGAAGUGCACCUUGGUUUCCAAACGUUUUGGAAGUCGAACGCACUUCCGGAAUGGAUUCUGUUCGACUUCUGAGGUACGACUGUAUAAGGAAGGCACCAGACAAGCCUCCUGGGGGAAAGUAUCCCACAAAUGGGGAGCCACUGCAGAAAAGGCCCUGCUCUUGUGUUGCCACCCUCUGGACCUCUUGUGGAGGAGGCCCACGAAGAAGGGCCUCAGAGGAUGAUCACAGGGGCUGGGUUGGUUGAAUUGCCCUCACUCCAUCCUUGUUUGAGGGACGCGGGUGGCGCUGUGGGGUAAACCACAGCGCCUAGGACUUGCCGAUCAGAAGGUCGGUGGUUUGAAUCCCCACAAUGGGGUGAGCUCCCAUUGCUCGGUCCCUGCUCCUGCCAACCUAGCAGUUCGAAAGCACGUCAAAGUGCAAGUAGAUAAAUAGGUACCGCUCUGGCGGGAAGGUAAACGGCGUUUCCGUGUGCUGCUCUGGUUUGCCAGAAGUGGCUUAGUCCUGCUGGCCACAUGACCUGGAAGCUGUACGCCGGCUCCCUCGGCCAGUAAAGCAAGAUGAGCGCCGCAGCCCCAGAGUCAGCCACGACUGGACCUAAUGGUCAGGGGUCCAUUUACAUCCUUGUUUGCCCUCAUUGACCAAAUUUUGCUGGCUCCAGCUGGAAUGAUAGAUGUUCUUUGCCUUUGGGGAAACACUCCCCAGUUGCUAAUGAUUUUUAGAAUUGAUUUAUUGGUUUUUCGAUUGCUAAUGCGUUGCUUGCAUACUUGUGCGCUGGGCAGAGUAUUGUGGGAAACAAACUGCUGGAGCUCGUGACCUCACCACUGCUCUCGUGAAAGGAAAACCGUCUCCGAAAACCUCCACAUUUGUAGGAGCUUAAAGUGUGGGUGUUUAUGUCAUCUUCAGGGGCUCAGUCCAGCCCCACACAUCUGGGGGAGGCUGCCGCUGCGUCCUCUCUCUUCCCAGUCUCCGGUAAUCUCUCUCUAAAUAUAUUUCCAUGCAGUGUGCUUCUCCAGGAAAAAUGGGAAAGUUACAUGCCUCUCUUUUGAUAGAUUCAAUGUUCAGCCAUAUUUUGGCACCGCAUGAAUGAGUAUAUUCCUUCCUCUCUCCCCACUUUCUCCUUCUAAUCAGUGUUAGAAACUCAGAUAUAUCAGCUAGGCACCAAAUGGCUCCUUAGACCGGGGUUUCAGUCACCAAAACCGAAUACCUACUGGCCAUUUUGGGGGCCAGACUGCUAUAAAGUCUUAUUUUUCAAUACAACUUUUUGAUUCCUGUAAUUCAGUCUUGAUUGUGCAGGAUAGAAUUCUACAGGAUACGUUGCUAAUGUGUGAAGACGGUCCAGAUCCAAGGAUCCCCAGGCAUGCGCCACCAGAUGGUCCGGGCAUCUUCGCAAGUGGCUGAUUGUUGUCAUUUAGUCAUGUCUGACUCUUCGUGACCCACUGGACCAGAGCAUGUCAGGCACUCCUGUCUUCCACUGCCUCCCGCAGUUUGGUCAAACUCAUGCUGGUAGCUUCGAGAACACUGUCCCACCAUCUUGUCCUCUGUCGCCCCCUUCUCCUUGUGCCCUCCAUCUUUCCCAACAUCAGGGUCUUUUCCAGGGAGUCCUCUCUUCUCAUGAGGUGGCCAAAGUAUUGGAGCCUCAGCUUCACGAUCUGUCCUUCCAGUGAGCACUCAGAGCUGAUUUCCUUCAGAAUGGAGAGGUUUGAUCUUCUUGCAGCACCAGAAUUCAAAAGCAUCCAUUCUUCAGCGAUCAGCCUUCUUUAUGGUCCAGCUCUCACUUCCAUACAUCACUACUGGGAAAAUCAUAACUUUAACUAUACGGACCUUUGUUGGCAAGGUGAUGUCUCUGCUUUUUAAGAUGCUGUCUAGGUUUGUCAUUGCUUUUCUCCCAAGAAGCAGGCGUCUUUUAAUUUUGUUACUGCUGUCACCAUCUUCAGUGAUCACGGAGCCCAAGAAAGUAAAAUCUCUCACUGCCUCCUUUCUUCCCCUUCUAUUUGCCAGGAGGUGAUGGGCCCAGUGGCCAUGAUCUUGGGGUUUUUUUAUGCUGAGCUUCAGAUCAUAUUUUGCGCUCUCCUCUUUCACCCAAGUGGUUGAUAGCCAGGUGCAAAAAGCGCCUGGCGAAUUUCAAACCCUGAUUCCAGUUUAAGGGACAAGUUUGGUGUUGCAUCUGACCAGUGGUCAGGUUUUUAGGAAAGAGGAGGGCAGGAAGGGGUGCCAGGCAAGGCUAUGCCAAACAGCCAUUGGUCAUUGCAUCUUAACCAGGGGGUCAGGAUCUCACAGCCCUCCACCCUCUUUUGCUUCUUUGGCCCCAUCCACCACUAGUGGCCCCCCACCAAGGUUGACAACAUGCCCUCUGCCUGAAAAGGUCUUCCAACACCUGCUACUCAGAAGUAAGCCCCAUUGAGUUCAGCAGAGCUUGCUCCCAUGGAAGUGCAUGCAGGUGGUUACUAACCUUUGACUCCUAUCAUAUCCAAGUUCUUUACUCCUCCAAAUUUAAUUACUCCGUUUCUCCUGCCCCUGCCAAGUCCCCCCCCCCCCUUUUUAAUCCAGUAACCUUUCCUUUGUUGCUGGCUCUGUUUGGCAUGUAAGCUCCUGUAGUUUUCACAGAGCCGGGAAAACAAAGACCUCACUAUUUCAGCGUGUGCCUGCUUAUAUUCUGGUUCUCUUCAGAUUGUAUAAAUCUCUCGCCUCUUAUGAAAGUAUGCGCCUGCUUCUGAAAAGGAACUGCAGCCGCGCUUCCUCUUAGCCUCAAAAGUGCCUUUUGGUGGAUCAGGCCAAAGACCCUUCUAUCCUGGAGCCAGUGAGAGCUGGACCAUAAAGAAGGCUGAUCGCCGAAGAAUGGAUGCUUUUGAAUUAUGGUGCUGGAGGAGACUCUUGAGAGUCCCAUGGACUGCAAGAAGAUGAAACCUGUUUAGGGAAGCUUUUAAUGUUUAACAGACUAUUAUAUUUUAAUAUUUUGUUGGAAGCCGCCCAGAGUGGCCGGGGUAUAAAUAAUAAAUUAUUAUUAUUAUUAUUAUUAUUAUUAUUAUUAUUAUUAUUACAGUGGUACCUCGGGUUAAGAACUUAAUUCGUUCUGGAGGUCUGUUCUUAACCUAAAACUGUUCUUAACCUGCAGCACCACUUUAGCUAAUGGGGCCUCCUGCUGCCGCCACGCGAUUUCUGUUCUCAUCCUGAAGGAAAGUUCUUAACCUGAAGCACUAUUUCUGGGUUAACGGAGUCUGUAACCUGAAGUGUAUGCAACCCGAGGUACCACUGUAUUAUUAUUAUUAUUAUUAUUAUUAUUAUUAUUAUUAACCUCUCCAUUCUGAAGGAAAUCAGCCCUGAGUGCUCACUGGAACAGCCCAUAAUAUCUUGUGCUGUAUUCACCACCCUCUGUAGGCACUUCCUAUCAGAUGAUGUCAAACCAGCGUCCCACACCGUGAUGCAGUAGGAAAGGACACUUUCUAUUGUGGACCGGUAGAAGGAGAUCAUCAGAUGUUGAUUGACAUUGUUCUUCCGAAGACUCUGAGGAGAUGGAGUCUCUGUUGGGCUUUCUUAACCACCUGGGUUGUAUUGAUUUUCCAAGUAAGGCCUUCACUGAGAUAAACUCCCAACAGAUGACAUCCAAAGUUAUUCCAAACACUCUUGUUCCAUCUAGUCUGUACCUGAUAACUGCUGUUGGACCUUUAUAUGAGCAUCUAAAUCUGUUUCCACCAACCUAGUGCCAUCCAGAGAUUUUGGAAUACAGCUCCCAUCAGACCCAGUUGUAGUGCAAAACAUCUGGGAGGAACCAGGUUGAUGAAGGGUGAUCUAAACUCUUAUUUAAAUGUCACUGUUAAGUUGUGGGUGAACAUAUCAGACAACACAGCAAUUCUUCAGACAGCUUUUGUUUAUUCGCAGGCCAGAACUGAACUGAAGGGUUCAGCCAGCCUGCUUAUAUAGAGCUCAACUACAAAGCAACAGUAACAACUUUCUCUAACUAUCCAAUCACUGAACGUCACUUUCAAUCCCUUAUUUGCAUAUGCGGACCUGAGGGAAAACUAUCUACAGUAUCCCCCUGCUGGCCCAGGGUGAGAACUUCAGUACAUAACAGUCACCUAAGCUGGUGCCACGAUGAAACAAAAACCGAGAAAGGCCUUUAAAUAUUCCUGUUUGUGUUUGCUAAGGCAGAGGGCAUAAUCCUCCAGGAAUUUCUUCCUCACUGAAAUCUCAUUGAAAUAAAUUGGAGCUGCUGGUACAGGAAAACUUUUUCUAGCGGAUCGUUCCCCAAAACAAGAAGAUGUUUCGGAUGACCCUGCUUUGAGGCGGUGAAGCAGUAGAUUUGAGUUUUCUGCUCUGCGAAUUUGAGCCGGGCUUUUUCGGAAAGACCUUCAGCCUGAGCUUUCUCCCGGAACAACCACAGCGAAGCUCAGCUGAAUGAAUUUGCAAAGAAGCCCAAGGCCUCGUUGUGACUUCUGUUAGGAUUUGGCAAGACGCGACCCAAAAAGUUCUACAAAGUCUGAAGCAAGCGAACAAACAAAACCCACCAGCAUUUUUAGAUUAAAGCAGCACACUUUGCAACACAGCUCAGAUCUGUUGCUGGUGAAUUUAGCCCUUUGUAAAUCACAUUGCCGUACUUUGGAAAGUGUUUGCUGCUGCUGGACGGCUGCAACGGCCAAGGUUGUUGUUUAGGAAACUUCAGUGAAGGUCAAAGUGGGAAGAAUUUUACUGGAUUUAGGAGAUUAGUUCUCAAGUGGAAAGAAGCUGAGCUUUAAAAACUGGGGCUUUCUUGUUCAAUUGGUGUGUUUCUCCCUAAUUGUGAGAGAGUUUGUGUGUGUUUAUUUGGCGUUGCAUCUAUCUCGCCUGUUGCAGCACACUGCAAAUGCAGCCUGAUGCAACUGUAAUCUGUCAUGGAGGUUCCAGUCAAUUAACUCUCCCUUUCCCCUCUCAAUAAUUGGCCUUUGUCUGUUCAAACGGACAGGAUCGGGCUGCUAAAAAAAAAAGCGCCACGGCCGACAAAUCCAUCUUGCCAUUCAAAACGCAGGCAGAGUUUCCACCUUUCCCGAAAUUGCGUCUGCCCUGCAUUCGUUGGGGUGAGCAAACGCUGACAUGAUGGGGCUUGUUAAUUAACUGAGCCCUCUGUAGUCUUUAAUACCCCCAAAACUCACUUUGUCAGCAAAUCUGUGUGCUCCCUGCUGCCCGCCUAUGUCUUAAGUGUUGAUUCUCUGCUGCAUGUUAUGCAACCAAAGCUUUCUCGCAAAAUAUUUGGCUGCAAAUCAAGGGCUCGACUUGAGCUGAAACCGUGUGUGUGAAAUUCAGGGAGAUGGUGGCGGCCACGAUCUUUCUGCAGUAACCGGUGACCAGUGCAGAUGAUGGCACUGCAGCCCUUUGGAUAAAGCUCCUUUCCCCUUUUUCACGGUGGAAUAAGGAACUGAACUCCUUGGCCACCUUACUUCCCGCAGUGGAUGGACGUCCGUCCGGAGCCUGCGCUCAAAGGCUGAGCUGGGAUGGCAGUUCUUUGUGCGCAGGCUUUGUGAAAAUCCUUGGACCCUAUCAGGGCCGGCCCAAGACAUUUUGGCGCCUGAGGCAAACCACAAAACGACAUCUCCUUCCUGCCAGGGGAGAAGGGGUGACUGAAGAGCCACAUCAGGAACAAGGAGGCAAUAAUAAUAAUAAUACAGUCAUACAUCAGGUUGAAUGUGCUUCAGGUUGAGAGCUUUUGGGUUGCACUCCAUGGCAACCCGGAAGUAACAGAGUGCAUGACUUCCGGGUUUUGCCGCUCACGCAUGCGCAGACGUUCAAAAUGACGUCACGCGCAGGCGCGGAAGCGGUAAAACGUGACCCGCACACGUGCAGACGCACCGUCGUGUCUUACGUUCUAUUCAAGAUGCGAACGGGGCCCCGGAACAGAUCCCGUUCGCAUCCUGAGGUACCACUGUAAUAAUAAUUUAUUAUUUAUACCCCACCCAUCUGGCUGGGUUUCCCCAGCCACUCUGGGCAGCUCCCAAAAGAAUAUUAAAAACACAAUACAGCAUCAAACAUUUUAAAACUUCCCUAAACGGGGCCACCUUGAGAUGUCUUUUAAAAGUAAGAUAGUUGCUUAUUUCCUUGACAUCUGCUGGGAGGGCACCACCACCGAGAAGGCCCUCUGCCUGGUUCCCUGUAGCCUUACUUCUUGCAGGGAGGGAACCGCCAGAAGGUCUUCGGAGCUGGACCUCAGUGUCCGGGCAGAACAACGGAGGUGGAGACGCUCCUUCAGGGAUACUGGACCGAGGCCGUUUAGGGCUUGAAAGGUCAGCACCAACACUUCGAAUUGUGGUCAGAAACGUCCUGGGAGCCAAUGCAGAUCUCUCAGAAUAAAGAUCAGCAUUGGGAUCUGCUGCCCCUGUGGAUCCCGCCCCCUGAGGCACUUGCCUCAUCUUGCUUCAUGGUUGGGUCUCCACCCCCAUCGUUCUACCCGGACACUGAGGUCCAGCGCUGAGGGUCUUCUGGCGGUUCCUCCCUGCGAGAAGCCAAAUUACAGGGAACCAGGCAGAGGGCCUUCUCGGUGGUGGUGCCCGCCCUGUGGAAUGCCCUCCCACCAGAUGUCAAAGAGAAAAAGAACUACCAAACUUUUAGAAGAUGUCUGAAGGCAGCCCUGUUUAGAGAAGCUUUUAACGUUUAAUAGGUUAUUGUAUUUUAGUGUUUUGUUGGAAGCCGCCCAGAGUGGCUGGGGAAACUCAGCCAGAUGGGCGGGGUAUAAAUAAUAAAAUUAUUAUUAUCAGUUACUGAAAAGAUAACUGCUGAGAUUUGUGCGGUGGAAGGCAUAGAACCAGCAAAGCAAUUUGAUGCAACCUGGCGGGACUUUACAGCUUACGUUUCAAACACCGAACCUGCACAACUCCUUAUCCGCACCCUAGAGGAAAAGCCAACCCAAGCGUCCAAAUUAGAAUGAAUAAUCUGUGCACAUGGUUAAAGAUCUGAAGAGACAACAAGUUUUUGGGGGAGGAGUUAACGGGGAGGGAGGAAGGGGGGGAAAUUAGGAUAAAUGAGUAGGGACAAAAGUAUAUACCUUUAUGUAUAACUAAUAGGAGGAUGAGUUUGAUGCAGGUUAUUGUUAGAUUUUUCGACUGAAUGCUUUUAUUUUUAUUUUUGUAAGUUAUUCGACAUCCCUGGAUGAAAGUGUGAUCAUAAAGAAUGGGGAAAUAAGUAAAUAAAUAAAUAAAUAAAAUCUGCGCCCUAGAAAGAAAUAUGGCUCUCCUAAAUUAUGUGCCAUACGUAGAAUUGUAUUUCCCAUCUCUUUGUAGAAUCAUAGAAUUGUAGAGUUGGAAGGGACCCUGUGGUCAUCUAGUCCAACUCGCCGUGAUGCAGGAAUCUCAGUUAAAGCAUCCAUGACAGACAGCUAUCCAACCUCUGCUUAAAAACCUCCAAGGAAGGAGAUUCAACCACUUUCCAAGGGGGUCCGUUCCAUUGUCAAACAGCUCUUACUGCUGAGUCUGGAAUCUCCUUCAUUGCAACUUGAAUCCAUUGGUUCUGGUCCUCCACUCUGGAACAGGAGAAAAAGCUUGCUCCAUCUUUCAUAUGACAGGUCUAGAGAUAUUUGAAGGUGGCUAUCCUAUUGAAGGGACGCGGGUGGCGCUGUGGGUUAAACCACAGAGCCUAGGACUUGCCGAUCAGAAGGUUGGCGGUUCGAAUCCCCGUGACGGGGUGAGCUCCCGUUGCUCAGUCCCUGCUCCUGCCAACCUAGCAGUUCAAAAGCACGUCAAAGUGCAAGUAGAUAAAUAGGUACCGCUCCGGCAGGAAGGUAAACGGCGUUUCCGUGCGCUGCUCUGGUUCACCAGAAGCGGCUCAGUCAUGCUGGCCACAUGACCCGGAAGCUGUACGCCGGCUCCCUCGGCCAAUAAAGCGAAAUGAGCGCCACAACCCCAGAGUCGGCCACGACUGGACCUAAUGGUCAGGGGUCCCUUUACCUUUACCUUUAUUCUAUCUCCUCUCAGUCUCCUAUUUCCCAGGCUAAACAUACCCAGCUCCUUCAACUGUUCCUCAUCAGGCUUGGUUUCCAGACCCCUGAUUAUUUUUUUUUUUAUUUAUUUAAUCAUUUUUCAAUACAAACAACAACUGCAAAAGACACAUACAACAAAAACCAUAAUAACACUAACUACAUAAUUUGACAAUUCAGAUUUGAAUACACUGAUAUACCUACGACUACACCUUUUUAACAAUAUUUCCCCCUCUCUCUCUCCUUCCCCAACUUCCCACCACAAUCCGCCUUAUCGCUUAAAUAUUCCUUCCAGAUUUCUUCAUGUUUAUCCAUUCUUAAUUUGCGUCGACAUGCAAUUCGUUUGUAUGCAGCUAAUCUGUCCAUAUUAUCAUUCCAUGUGCUCAAUGGAAUCUUUUCACGGCUCUUCCAAUUCAUCAAAACAAGUUUUUUUGCUUCUAAUAUAGCAUGGUACAUCCAUUUUUUUUGACCCCUUGUAAUCUCCCACGUUUCCUGGAAUAUAAUUUAGAAUUAAAUUCAAUUCCCCUAAAUAACAAUUUCUUUUUUCUCCCUUGCGCGUCUUCCAGCUUGUCAGUAUCCUUCUUCAAUUGUGGCACCGCUCCUCUUUGAUGACUUUCCGUGCUCUAGUGUUAAAAUUUUAAAAAGAAGGAAAGAAAUGCAGUUUUAUAACGCUUUGGUAUCUGAGGCAUUUUUAUGCACCCAGGCAGUGAGGCUUUCUUCAGUAGAAUCCAGUAAGAGCUACGUCGUGUGAUUUAUUCUGAUGGUCUUCCUGUCGAAGAUGAUUCCUUGCUCUCCACACCUCCAGGAUUAUAUUAACCAGCUUUGAAUCCCUUGACGUCUGCGUAAUCUCGCAGAAUUCAGACAAUGCGUCUCUUCUCCUUUCCAAUUAUUUUCAGGUUGUGUGUUGUAUCCCCGAAAGAGAGAAUAGACACCAGGCAUGUCCUUCAAUUAAUCUGGGUCUGAGAGAAAACCAGGAGGGGAUACAGAAUCCGGCCUCUGGCCAUAAAUAGAGCGAGGCAGCCUAUAUCCAUAGCUGUCAACCGUCCCUUAUUUGGCGGGAAAGUCCCUUAUCCCAGCGCUGUGUCCUGCUGCUGUCCCUUACUGAUGAUGUCCCUUAAAUUUCCCGGGUUUCAAAGGAAGCAGCUCCUCUCCCUCCCUCCCUGCCGGCCAGGAAGGAGGGAGGCUCCAACUGUGUUGCUUGGCUGCGUUGCUCACCCAAUAAGGAGUUGGAGAACGACUGGGGGGUGGAGCUUGCAUGCCUUGUGCCGAUCAAAUCGGCCGCGUUGCCUGGGGACUCGCCUUUGCUCAGCGCUUCCCAGCGGAGAGGUGACGGUGGUUUUCCUUGCUGCAUCCCCUUUGCCGGGUUGCUGCGCUGUGGGAACCACUGUGUGCUGGUCCAGGGGGAGGUUACCGUGGGGCGAGGUCCAGGACCUGAGUCGAGGGUCGGCAGACAGUCCUCCACGGGCGAAGCGGGGUUCACAGCGAGGAGCUGGGCAAGGACAGGAACUCUGGGGGAACAGGACUGGGUGCUGGCCGAAACAGCUCUUCAACGACGUUGCUCCUGCAACCUGGGACCGGGCUGACUGGCCUUUAUCUUCUCUGAGGCCAGGGGCAGUCCCGGCCCCCAGGUGACCCGCCUCUCCUGGCCUUAAGGCGAGCACUCCUCCUGGGAGAAACCAGUUCCCUCCGCCUCUCUGCCCUGAGCCUCUGCAGCUCAGGAGAGGCUGGAGGGUUACUGGACCCAGGGGGAGACUCACAUUCCCCUGACAGGGCUGGGAGAGGCGCACCUGUAGGCAAUGGGCCCUCAAUCACCUCUGGAGCCAGAGUGGAUUCAUCUGGUCUCUGCUCUUGAGGAUCCGGCACAGGUGCAGGCACUUCAGAAUCAAGGCCCUGCCCCAGCUCAGCCAGCCCUGGAGGCGGGGACUCCUGUGCAGGCUGGGAUUCUUCCGGUUCAGCCUCUGAAUCGGAUUCCCAGGCCAUCACACACCGCUUGAGGCUUCAUUUGGCUGCUGGUUGACUAAAAUCCCUUAUUUUGGCUGCUGGUCCCUUAUUUUCGAGGCUGCUGGUCCCUUAUUUUCAAAUCUGUAAGUUGACAGCUAUGCCUAUAUCACUCCUUAAGGACUAGAAACCUGCAGCCAAAGAUUUGGUACUUGCCUGUGAUCAGAAUGAGCGAACGGCUUCUAAAAUUCAGGAAUGUGAGAAUAAAGACCCGGCGGUCAGUAAUCUCAGUUUGACCCUUUGAACCGGCACCUUCUGUUACUGUUAUUCCAGAGUUGCGAGUUCGAGUUCUGCAACCCUGAGUGGCUUCGGGCCAAUUGCUCUCUUUACUGUUUGGCUUCCAAAAUGAGGGUAGCAGCUUCCCUGCAAAUGAUGAGGGCGUACAGACAAGGCUUGAGCGGACCUUGGAGGUGCAGUAGAAAUAAACCGUUGUUUUUUUUUUUAAAGGAUGGAAGUCAAUAGCUAAUGGUUAAAAGCUCUUCAGUGAGUGGCAGUCCUUCUCCUCUCCCCUAUUCCACGAAUUGUUUGUGCCCCAGUAAUAUUCUAUAGGGGAAAAGAGCCCUGAUAGUAGCCUAAGGGGACUCUGUCCCAUGUAGGUCAUAGCUUAGCCAGCGGCCAUCAUUAAAAGGCUAAUGGGUGCUAUGAAUGGGGUUAGAAACUUGCUCCAGCCUAGGCAGAGACAUCACCUUGCCAACAAAGGUCCGUAUAGUUCAAGCUAUGGUUUUCCCAGUAGUGAUGUAUGGAAGUGAGAGCUGGACCAUCAAGAAGGCUGAUCGCCAAAGAAUGGAUGCUUUUGAAUUCUGGUGCUGGAGGAGACUCUUGAGAGUCCCAUGGACUGCAAGAAGAUCCAACCUCUCUAUUCUGAAGGAAAUCAGCCCUGAGUGCUCACUGGAAGGACAGAUCCUGAAGCUGAGGCUCCAAGACUUUGGCCACCUCAGGAGAAGAGAAGACUCCCUGGAAAAGACCCUGAUGUUGGGAAAGAUGGAGGGCACAAGGAGAAGGGGACGACAGAGGACGAGAUGGUGGGACAGUGUUCUCGAAGCCACCAGCAUGAGUUUCACCAAACUGCGGGAGGCAGUGGAAGACAGGAGUGCCUGGUGUGCUCUGGUCCAGGGGGUGACGAAGAGGCAGACACGACUAAACAACAACAAGAAAAGGCUCAAUUGCAUCCCACAAAGAUCCUGACAUCACGAUCCCUUUGGGACAUGUCUAGCAGAAGUCAGGAAAGAUCAACGUCCCGGUACCUAACACCUGUCAAACUAGCAAAAAUGUAUAGGACGAGUAGUAAAAUCUGUUGGAAAUGUAAAGAGAAAGAUGGAGAUUUUUUCCACAUGUGGUGGACAUGUGAGAAAACGAAACAAUUUUGGGAACUGAUUUAUAAUGUACUGAAAAAGAUGUUUAAAUAUACUUUCCCCCAAAAAAUGGAAGCCUUUUUUGCUGGGCUUGAUGGGAGAGGAAAUUGAAAAAGUAGAUCAGAGACUAUUUAUGUACGCUAUGACUGCUGCCAGAACUUUGUUAGCCCCAAAAUGGAAAGUACAGGAAUUACCAACGGUGGAGGAGUUCAGACGAAGAUGGUAGAUUAUGCAGAAUUAGCAAAACUGACCUAGAGGAUCCAAAAUCAAGAGGAAACAAAUUUUCAAAGAGAUUGGAGUAAAUUUAUGGACUAUAUAAGUAAAAACUGUAGAAAUUUGAAGACGUUAGCAUAUCAUAUGACAUGGACUGGUUAUUAUUAAGGAACUGUGGAAAGGGAAUUGAAGUAAGAAAACCUGCUGAAGGGAGGGAGGGAAGUCAGUGCUUGUUAGAGGGGUGAGAAAGAUAAUAACAAAUGGUCAUGAAAUGUUAUUGUAUUUUGUUGGUUUAUGUGAAAUGAAAAACUAAUGAAAAUCAUAUGCAAAAAAAAGAAAAGAAAGAAAGAUGGACGUCCCUCCUAUCUUGCUCUCCCAAGCCACGAUCUUCACUGGCUCGACUUUGCUGAAAUAAUAAUAAUAAAUAAUAAAUAAUUUAUUAUUUCUACCCUGCCCAUCUGGCUGAGUUUCCCCAGCCACUCUGGGCGGCUCCCAAUCGAGUGUUAAAAACAAUAAAGCACUAAAUAUUAAAAACUUCCCCAAACAGGGCUGCCUUCAGAUGUCUUUUAAAAAUAGGAUAGCUGCUUAUUUCCUUGACACCUGAUGGGAGGGCGUUCCACAGGGCGGGCGCCACCACCGAGAAGGCCCUCUGCCUGGUUCCCUGUAACCUCACUUCUCGCAAUGAGGGAACCGCCAGAAGGCCCUCAGAGCUGGACCUCAGUGUCUGGGCUGAAGGAUGGGGGUGGAGACGCUCCUGUUGGUUUCUGUGUGUUGCCACUGUGCCGUGCUCUUGGAGUCACAAGACUCUGUUUUGCAUUCCAGAGAUUCCAGGCUGUGGGAAGUCUCACGGAAGACAGGAGAUGGAUGUGACGUUACUGGUUUCCUGUUCCUUUGUUUAUCAGUUGCUCUCUGCUCUCACAGAGAAAGCAUGUAUAUUUCUUUUCUGUCUGCGUAGUUAGAAAUAAAACACUCUUUGGAAUGUAGCUCAUACUAUCUCGGCUCCUUCCCUGCAUGCUGGAUACUCUGCGUAAUGGGGGAACGUGGUUGGAGCCUCAUCAAAGGCUCAGGUCGUUAAUCACGUCAGAGGACUCAACCGGAAGAGUCGCUCGGUCGAAUGCAAGUCCGACAGGACGGAGGUCUCUGAACUCCCUUGGUCGUCCAGAUGGAGAAUAGAGAGGUUGUGCAGAAACUAGCCUACUGCACAAAGAUCAAAAUUGCCUCCGUUGCUCUGCCUGUUUUUGCCUCUGGCCCCACCCACCCCGGAACAAGACCCCUCAGAAGAUUCUCCAUAAAUGAAUGCGGACUUUGGGGUGAAAAAGUGUCUCCCCCCCUCCCCCGUGGUGUUAGGACUAUUGUACCCAAGGCCACUGUUCUGUAGGGACUGAAUAUUGUGGUUGAAAACUGCUUUUUUGAGGGUGGUGGGCGAUUCUCAGCCUCCGCCAGCCAUUGGCUGAGUUGCUCUGAUGUCAUAGAAGGCUUCAAAUUGAACCAUGCUGUUGCAAUGAGGGGGAAAUGGGUGCCUGGUUUUUGCUAGGGGACAAUAUUUUUUUUGUAACGGGGUGGCCGUGUGUUGCAAGGGGGCGGAAAAGGAGAUGGGGGGGCUGAGGGGUUUGAGGCAGGGUCCCACAAAGGACCUAGCAAUGAGCAACAGAGUCUUUGUGGUGUUUGGGUCACUAUCCCAGUACUAGAAAGUUGACUCAUCUAUUGAUUGCUCGAUUCUGAUUGCUGGACUUUUCCGCAGUGCCCAUUUCACAGAGCGGGGAAGUCGAGUCACAGGGAGAGCUAUUCCACAGCUGUUGGAUAGGAACCCAUUUUUCUAGUUCCCGUUACGUAUCACUGGGUCACCUCAGCGUAUGUGUGUCCUGCCGUCUGCUAUGCCAGCCUCAGCUAACUUGGGUCUUCUGUUUCAGGGCUCGGUGGACUGCCCCAACCUGGAGUUUGAGUACGGGGACUCCGAAAUCUAUGCUGCCGAACUGUCAGGUAAAAUAGUACAUGCGGGGAUGGUGGCGCACUGAGCUCCCUUUGCUGCAAGGAAGGGGAGCUCAGAAGAGCAUAAGGAGAGGCUCCAGCUGGAUCAGGCCCAUGGCCUGUCUAGUCCAGCAUCCUCUUCUCUCAGUGGCCAACCAGAUGCGUCAAUGGGAAACCUGCAGGCAGGAUUCAAGCACCAGGGCAACACCCCCCUCCGCCCUGGAUAGCCAUUGUGGCUGGUCGCCAAGAGCCUUCUCCACCUCCAUGAGUCUGCCUCAUCCACACCCUUUUCCUGGGGCCACACCCCUUCCCCUUAAGUCACAAAACCUCUGGACCACAUCCCCUCCUCAGGCCGCGCCCUCUCUGAAGCACACCUUUCCCUGGCCACACCCUUUCCCCUAGGCCACACCCCUCUACCACACCCCUGGACAACACAUGUCCCCCUAGGCCACUCCCCUCUGGACCACAUCAUCUCAGGCCACGCCCUCUCUGAAGCACACCUUCCCCUGGCCACACCCCUUCUCUUAGGCCACACCCCUCUGGACCACAACCCUUCCCCUGGACCCCACCCCUUUCUCCCAGGCCACGCCCCUUCCCCUGCCCUGCUUCGCACCUUCCUUGAGCACUUUUGCCGGACUGGGAUGUUUCCUUGAUCCUUAACCGUUUGAUGCCUCUUGUUUGUGUCGAUGGAGCUUAAAAAGGUAAAGGUAAAGGGACCCCUCACCAUUAGGUCCAGUCGUGGCCGACUCUGGGGUUGCGGUGCUCAUCUCGCUUUAUUGGCCGAGGGAGCCGGCGUACAGCUUCCGGGUCAUGUGGCCAGCAUGACUAAGCCGCUUCUGGCGAACCAGAGCAGCGCACGGAAAUGCCGUUUACCUUCCCGCCAGAGCAGUACCUAUUUAUCUACUUGCACUUUGACGUGCUUUUGAACUGCUAGGUUGGCAGGAGCAGGGACCGAGCAACGGGAGCUCACACCGUCGCGAGGAUUCGAACCGCCAACCUUCUGAUCAGCAAGUCCUAGGCUCUGUGGUUUAACCCACAGGGCCACCCGUGUCGAUGGCGCUUACAAUCAGUCAAUAUCAGUUUUGUUGUUCUAGCCAGAGGCCGUGACAAACCCUCAGCAACAGGAACAAUAGUCUGUCCGUCUGUCUGUCUGUCUGUCCGCCCAUCCCUGUGCAGAAACUGGCCUUCUGAACAGAAGUAAAAUUCACAUUCUUCGCUCCACCCACAUUUAUCUAGUUAUUUAUUUCAUAAUAUUUAUAUGCACUUGACUCUUUUUUAAAAAACAAAAACCCGAAAACCUCAAAGCCGUCUCCAAAAAGAUAAAACAAUUACCAUAUUUUUUGCUCUAUAAGACUCACUUUUUUCCUCCUAAAAAGAAAGGGGAAAUGUGUGUGCGUCUUAUGGAGUGAAUGCAGGCUGUGCAGCUAUCCCAGAAGCCAGAACAGCAAGAGGGAUUGCUGCUUUCACUGCGCAGCGAUCCCUCUUGCUGUUUUGGCUUCUGAGAUUCAGAAUAUUUUUUUUCUUGUUUUCCUCCUCCAAAAACUAGGUGCGUCUUGUGGUCUGGUGCGUCUUAUAGAGCGAAAAAUACGGUAAAUGUAAGAACAAUCCUCAGGCCUGCUUUAAAACAUGCAAAGGUUAUAAUACAGAAGCCGGUUAAAAUCAAAUCAACUUUCUAAGCAUCUGGGUCGGCUUGUCCAAACAGAAAUGUUUUUCAGCAGCCCAGGGGAAUAUUCUGCAAAAAAAUGAUGACAUUGCAUUUGGCGUUCCAAACUGUUGAUGAAAAUGCAGAUGGGAAAAAGCGAGGAGAGCGCAUCAUGCUGUAAAACAGAAAACCUCCCCAUGUAUUCGCACAAACUGCCCUGCUUCUCUCUGCCUAUGUAGGUCAGCUGUUCUCUUCUGUGGGGCGGAAUUUGCUUCCGAAAAAUGAACGCCCUUCGUUGUAACACACUGUAUUAGUUUAUUUGACGAGGUCGUUUUCCAGGAUAUCGAAAGCUCGCGGUUUGGGAUUUGGAUGUCUUCCGUCAGCUCACUGCCCACCCCGCUGUUUCGGCUGCUAGCAGAAAAAACAAACCCAUCACUUCUUAUCUCUCUUAAACUGUGUGCAUGUUAGGAUUUGCUGCGAGGAGAGAGACCCCACUGCAUAAGAGCUGCCCAAGAAGUAAUUAAGCUUAAGUUCUGCAGCAGCUGAGUAAAUGCAGAAAUUCCCCCCUGCACACAAACAGCUGCCUCCUUUCCUCUGCUUUCUCCCCUCACACAGAUUUCUAGGCUGUAAGCUCCUUGGGGCAGAGAGCUUUCCCACUGGGCCUUAUAAAAGCACCAGGCGUAACCUGAGUCCCACACAGUGCCAGGUUUACGUAUAAGCUAGACAAGCUAUAGCUUAGGGCCCCACUCUCUUGGGGGCCCCCAAAAAAUUUAAAGGGGAAAAAACCUGGAUGUACAUUUCCAAAAUAUAAGAUAAAAAACAAAUAAAAUAAAACCUACAUACAGCAACAGUGUUUUGUGUUGUGUAGGCUCCUAUGAUGUAAGACAUGGGUCCCGUCUGCUCCCUAAAAUAUCACUGGUUUGCUCAUUUCUAUAUAUAGGGUAGAAGCGACGCAAGUGGCGCUGUGGGUUAAACCACAGAGCCUAGGACUUGCCGAUCAGAAGGUUGGCGGUUCGAAUCCCCGUGACGGGGUGAGCUCCCGUUGCUCGGUCCCUGCUCCUGCCAACCUAGCAGUUCAAAAGCACGUCAAAGUGCAAGUAGAUAAAUAGGUACCGCUCCGGCGGGAAGGUAAACGGCGUUUCCGUGCGCUGCUCUGUUUCGCCAGAAGCGGCUUAGUCAUGCUGGCCACAAGACCCAGAAGCUGUACACCAGCUCCCUCGGCCAGUAAAGUGAGAUGAGCGCCGCAACCCCAGAGUCGGCUACGACUGGACCUAAUGGUCAGGGGUCCCUUUACCUUUACCUUUACAUUCUGCAUGGACUGGUUGCGUGGCCACAUGUGCAAAUGGCUUUAGAUACCUAUUAGGUCCAUAAAUUACCAUAUAGCAUAUCACACAAAAAACAGUGAUAGUUUGUUGUUGACAAAGGACAACUUGACAUAUAAAGGGCACCAUUACCUUCAGGAGCUUAGGGCAGGCAUAGGCAACCUCGGCCCUCCAGAUGUUUUGGGACUACAACUCCCAUCAUCCCUAGCUAGCAGGACCAGUGGUCAGGGAUGAUGGGAGUUGUAGUCCCAAAACAUCUGGAGGGCCGAGGUUCCCUAUGCCUGGCUUAGGGCCUCAUCAACCCUAAAUCCGGCCCUGGUCCCAUGUUUGAAUUUAGGGGAGUGAUGCCUGGGAGAAGGGAGAUUUGGGAUGUGGUGGAGAUUCUGUGGGAAUCUCCCCUGCCAAGGCUUGCCAGACGCCAUUUUCAUAGAAUCACAGAAUUGUAGAGGGAACCCUGAGGAUCAUCUAGUCCAACCCCCUUUAGUGCAGGAAGUUGCGGCAUCUUUGAUGCUGGGCAAACCCCUUGGAAACAACAACAACAACAACAACAACAACAACAAUAAUUUAUUAUUUGUGCCCUGCCCAUCCGGCUGGGUCUCGCCGGCAACUCUGGGCAGUUUCCAACAAAGAUUAAAAAUACAUUAAAAUGUCAGACAUUAAAAACUUCCCUGGACUUCCGGGUCAGCGCCAUCGGUGAAUGGCGGAGUUCCUCCAAUCGGAGGAAUGGGCUACGUGGAAAUUGGGUCUACCCGCCGCGGCGAAGGUGGGGACCCGCUAGAAAUCCCAGGCGGAGGAAGCCUGGGAACGUGGGGUUCGGCAGGGCACCAGGAGCGCCCCCCCACGCACCGGGAACCCCAUUUUGGGGCUCCGGAGUGAAGUGGGGUGAGCGGCGCGGUGCUGCGAACUGAUUGCUAUUUUUACGGAGUGAAGCCGCACAGCCAUCGCCGGAGAGCGCUGACUUUUUCCUGUGGACAAUUGGAUUUAAAACAAGUACCUGGCCAAGGGAGCUGGCGUACAGCUUCCGGGUCAUGUGGCCAGCAUGACUAAGCCGCUUCUGGCGAACCAGAGCAGCGCAUGGAAACGCCGUUUACCUUCCCUCCAGAGCGGUACCUAUUUAUCUACUUGCACUCUGAUGUGCUUUCGAACUGCUAGGUUGGCCGGAGCAGGGACCGAGCAACGGGAGCUCACCCCGUUGCGGGGAUUCGAACAGCCGACCUUUUGAUCGGCAAGCCCUAGGCUCUGUGGUUUAACCCACAGCACCCCCCGUGUCCCCAUAAAUGUUUUAUAGAUGGUACUUAACACCUACCAAAAUAGCUAAAACGUAUAAGACAGAAACAAAUCUGUGCUGGAGGUGUGGUAAAACAGAGGGGACACUUAUACGUGUUUGGUGGACCUGUGAAAAAAUCAAAAGCUUCUGGAACAUAGUAUAUGACGAGCUUUAAAAAAUGUUUAAGUAUAACCUUAUGAAAAAUACAGAAGCUUUUCUACUCGGGAUAACGGACACAGGCAUAGCAAGAGAAGAUCAGAAAAUAUUCCUCUAUGCCACAGGAGCGGCAAGGAUCCUAAUUGCUAAAAACUGGGAAAAAGAAACUGUGCCAACAAAAAAGGAAUGGCAAGACAAACUGUUAGAGAAUAUUGAACUGGCUAGAUUAACAGAGGCAAUUAGAGAUCACACAAGACAAGAGUUUCAAAAAGCAUGGAGAAAAUGCAGAGAAUACUUCACAAAACAGUGCCCUAAAAUACAUACCUGGACUUGUUUCGAUUAAUGUCUGCAGGAGACUUUGUGGAUAUUUAAGUUAUAAUUAGAAAAAUCUUAAUAAUUACUCAUAAAGGAAACAGCUUAUAAGAAGUAAAUAAGGAGGCCAGGUACAGGACAAAGGAAGUCUUUUAUUUGGUUGUUUGUAUUGUUGUAUGUUAUGCUUAUUGUAUGUUAUGUUCACAUUUAAUGAGGGUGGAUUUCUGUAUUGGGGGUGGGGGGUGUAUGUUAUGUUGUAAAUAAAAUUUCCAAUAAAAAUUUAUAUAUAUAAAAAAGAGAGAGACUCUGCAUCUCAGGGUUGUGAGUCAGAGCCUCACGUCGGGAAAAAUAUUCCUGCAUUGCGCGGGGUUGGGCUAGAUGACCCUUGCUGUCCCUUCCAGGGUGAAUUUGAUUUAAAUCAAAUCAAUUUAAAUCACUAGUUGGUAAGACUUGAUUUAAAUCAUAUAUUUUUAACAGAAAGGCUCGUUCUUGCUAGUAUAAUCUUAAUAUUUACAACUAUUUUUUGUGAAUAAUAAAUUAUCCGAGUAGUUUUUACAGUUAUAUCAGAAAUUACUGAUUUGGUUAUAUAUAUAUAUUUUAAAAUAUCAACAACCUCAGAUAUGCAGAUGACACAACCUUGAUGGCAGAAAGCGAGGAGGAAUUAAAGAACCUUUUAAUGAGGGUGAAAAAGGAGAGCGCAAAAUAUGGGCUGAAGCUCAACAUCAAAAAAAGAAUCAUGGCCACUGGGCCCAUCACCUCCUGGCAAAUAGAAGAGGAAGAAAUGGAGGCAGUGAGAGAUUUUACUUUCUCGGGCUCCAUGAUCACUGCAGAUGGUGACAGCAGCCGUGAAAUUAAAAGACGCCUGCUUCUUGGGAGAAAAGCGAUGACAAACCUAGACAGCAUCUUAAAAAGCAGAGACAUCACCUUGCCAACAAAGGUCCGUAUAGUAAAAGCUAUGGUUUUCCCAGUAGUGAUGUAUGGAAGUGAGAGCUGGACCAUAAAGAAGGCUGAUCGCUGAAGAAUUGAUGCUUUUGAAUUCUGGUGCUGGAGGAGACUCUUGAGAGUCGCAUGGACUGCAAGAAGAUCCAACCUCUCCAUUCUGAAGGAAAUCAGCCCUGAGUGCUCACUGGAAGGACAGAUCCUGAAGCUGAGGCUCCAAGACUUUGGCCACCUCAUGAGAAGAGAAGACUCCCUGGAAAAGACCCUGAUGUUGGGAAAGAUGGAGGGCACAAGGAGAAGGGGACGACAGAGGACGAGAUGGUGGGACAGUGUUCUCAAAGCUACCAGCAUGAGUUUGACCAAACUGCGGGAGGCAGUGGAAGACAGGAGGGCCUGGCGUGCUCUGGUCCAGGGGGUCACGAAGAGUCGGACACAACAGUAUAAUGGCCCAACUACUCCAGCAUCCCUGCUCCCACAGUGGCUGAACACUCGCCUGUGGGAAACCCGCCAGCAGGAUUUGAACGCAAGACCAACUCUCCCCUUCUGAGGUUUCCAGCAACGGGGGUUCAAAAGCGUUGCUGCCUUCAACUGUGGAAGGCAGAGCAUAGCCAUUGUGGCUAGGAGCCACCGAUAGCCUUCCUUCUCCCCAGUGAAUUUGUCUAAUCCAUUUGCCCUCCUGCAACAGGCAUUCCAGCCCGCCAGCGACAAGAGGCCCCUGAGCUAAAAAUAGGAAGUCCCUCUUGCAGAGGGCUUGGCAGUCGCAUGAACAUGCAUGCGCGUUCGUUCACACAUGUGCCAAGGCCUCUCCCCAAAGCAGCAAAUGAGAAUAAUCGAAAUUUAUUUAUUUUUUCCAAAAAAAAUAUAUUAGUUUUCACAAUAUUAUAAACAAACAAACAAACAAACAAACACACAAGACAAACAAACACAAAUCAUAGCCUUAUUGAAAAUUACACUUAUUAACUUUGUUAAGUGACCUCCUCGCUUCCCCUUGGUUGAAUUUCAUUGCAUGUCCUUUUAACGGUUUUCCAAAUCCCAAUUCUUAUGAAAUUUGACUUAAACAUUAAUAUCCGUAAAUCUUCACCUUAUGGAAUUAAACAUAUUAAUUCAUCACUUGACAUAAAUAAAUUCCCAAGCCAAUUAAGUAUCUGCAAGUUGUUUUCAGUUAAUUUAACUUAACAAAUUUAACUAGAUAAUCAUUAAAUUUAUUCCACUCUUCCUGAUACUCCUCCUUCUGGUCGCAGACUCUUCUGGUUAGGUCGGCUAGCUCCGAAAAAUCCAUCAUCUUCAUCUGCCAUUCUUCUAUCGUUGGUAAUUCUUGGUGCUUUCCACUUUUUAGCUAACAAAAUACGAGCAGCAGUUGUGGCAUACAAAAAUAAUUUAACAUCUUUCUAAUAAUCGAAAUUUAAACUGCCAAUGCCAUAAUGCCAUUGGGCGAGUCUGCGCUGCGAAGGCAUUUGGAAUAUUGUGUGUGGUUCGGGUCGCCUCACCUUGGAAUAGAUAUCGCAGAAUGGGGCAGCCGAAAAGGUCAAGGAGACAGAGCGACUCCCCUAGGAGCAAAGGCUGAAAAAAACUGACAAAAGAAAGGACAGAUAAGAGGAAAUACUUCUUCAUGUAGCGCAUCUGUGGAACUCAUUGCCACAAGAGGCAGCGAUGGCCAUUGAUUUGGAUGGAUCUAAAAGCAUCACCUGGAAAGCCCUGGGUUAGAAUCGUAGAAUUGUAGUUCUCGCAUUUCAAACCAGGCAUAGGCAAACUCGGCCCUCCAGCUGUUUUGGGACUACAACUCCCAUCAUGCCUAGCUAACAGGACCAGGGAUGAUGGGAGUUGUAGUCCCAAAACAUCUGGAGGGCCGGACCAGAAGGAGGAGGAGCACCAGGAAGAAUGGAAGAAUUUCAAAGGCUAUUUACUCAAAUAUGCUAAGAUAAAUUAAAUAGAAUAACUUGCAAAAUAAUAGAUAGGCUAAGGAUUUAAAUAUGUGAAGUUAUAGAAUAACAUGUUUAAAGUUAAGAUGAAAAGAGACAAAGAUGUUAAGAGGAUUGAGUAAAUUUUAUGAGAUUUUAUUUUGGAAAACCGUUACAAUGAUAUAUAAUGAAAUUCAGUCAAGGGAAUUUGAGGAAAUCAUUUAACAAUGUUACUAAGAUUGGAUCAAGUUCAGUUAUGAUUUUUGUUUGUUUGUUUGUUUAAAAUUUUGGAAAAUCAAUAAAAUUUUUGAGAAGAAAAAAACAUCUGGAGGGCCGAGUUUGCCUAGGCCUCUUUCAAACCUUCCUUCCUCCUCUUUCUGUGGUUCAUUAAAUUUAUUCUUAUCAUUUCCUGCACAUUGAGUUAGAACUGUUGUUAAACUAUUGAAACGUAUAUAAAUGGAAGCUAUAAAUAAAAUUAUUUUUAUUUAUUUUUUAAAGAAUCCUAGGAUUUUAGAUGUGGAAGGGACCCUGAGGGUCCUCUAGCCCACCCCCCUGCAGUGCAGGAAUCUCUUGCCCAACAUAGGGCUCGAACCCACGGCGCUGAGAUGAAGAGUCUCAUGCUCUACCGACUGAGCUACCUUGCUUGCCCUGCUCUUAGGAUGGGCAGUGUUAAGUUGUGGGUGAACAUAUCAGACGACACAGCGAUUCUUCAAACAGCUCUUGUUUAUUCACAGGCCAGAACAGAACUGAACUGAAGGGUUCAGUCAACCUGCCUAUAUAGAGCUCCAGUACAACGCAACUGUAACAACUUUCUAAAACUAUCCAAUCACUGAACGUCACAUUCGAUCCUUCAUUUGCAUAGCUAUCUACAGUAUCCCCCUGCUGGCCCAGGGUGAGAACUUCAGUACAUAACAGGCAGGGACGGUGGCUCUGGCAGGUGCUAAUUCGUCUCCCCCUCUUUCCCCCUUCUCCGACAGAACUGUACAGCUACACAGAGGAGCCAGAGUUUGCCACCAACAAGAAGUGCUUUGAAGAGGAUUUCCAAACACAAGGUAUCUUUCAAUUUUAUUAUUACGGUCCCAGACCAGUUCCAGCUCACUUACAAUAUCGGGAAAAUCGUAAAACACAACAGGAAUACAUUGAAUUGCAGUUGGGUAUAACAGACAAUUCAGAUAUAGCGGCAGUUAAAAAUCUUGAUCACUAAAAUAUAACCUAAAAUUGUCAUGUAAAACCUUAAUCAUUUUGGUAGUACAGCUUGUUCUCUAAGUUUUACGGCAGUCGCACAGAAUUUGGCCACCCUUAGUGUGAACUCUAGAUCCUUCUCCUCUACCAGGAGUUUUAGACAUUGAAGUUUGGAUCCCUUUGGAAUGUUUUCUCAUUUCUCCUGAAAGUUAAUAGCGAUGGAGACAGGCGCACCUUGCCAGGGAAGGCAUGCCACGAGCAGGGAGCCACCGCUGAAAAGGCCCUGCCAUGGUUCAGUGCCAACCAGGGAACUCCCGGUGGAGUUAGCUGAACUCCUGGAAAGGGGCUAGGGAAAAGGGGGGGGGCAUUUGGCAGUGAUGUUCAGACUUUGGUUUUUUGGGUCCUUCUUUUCCGACAGCGAAGGACAAGCAGUGGUCGGAGCUGGACGUGGCUCAGCAGAAGGCCUAUGUGAUGCGGCUGCUGGAUGGGCUGGAAGUAGUCAACAGAGAGAAGAGGCUGAAAGUCGCCCGGGCGAUCCUCUACUUGGCACAAGGUAACCAAGUCGUCUUGGUCUGGGUGGAAACAGCAGCCCAAAUGCAGCGUGCUUUUGGGACAGAACAUUUUCUCUUUAAGAGAAAGUAGAUGAAAUGUAUUAUUGAACACAAGCCAAAAUCACAGGUACCAGCUGUACUCAGCUUCCCGGAAGGAAUAACCCAAACAUCAGAAACCUUCUGCCUGCUUCUUUCACAUAGAAAGAAACCUUCCAGAAGCCUCUUGAGCUAAGUAGAAUAGGGAAGAUCUCUGCACACCAGAUCAAUACAUUCUGUACUUAGAAAUGCAAAUUGACAGCAUCGUCUCAUGUCUCAUGCCCCCCCUCCCUUACUGGCUUUUUUCCUCCCCUCCUCUCUUCUUCCCAGGGGUCUUUGGGGAGUGCGACACAGAGGCAGAUGUACUCCGCUGGUCCCGGCACAACAACUUCCUCCUGUACCAGAUGGGGACCUUCACUGCCUUCCUGGAGUUGCUGAACAUGGAGAUGGCGUAAGAUAUCUUCUGAAAACAGGAUCUGAAGCUGGCAUUUUAGUGCGGGCUCCUUUUGACUCUGUUCCUGGAAAUUGCUAUUUCAAUUUUUUAAAAAUAAAUAAAUCAGGUGUGCAUUGGGGAGGGGGAGUUCUGCUUCACAAAAACUCACAGACUGACCUGUGGAACUCAUUGCUGCAGGCUACGGUGUGGCGAGAGCAACCUGUGCAAGGACUGGGUAGGUGAAGCAAUGGUGGACAACGCAUCGGGGACCACCCUGGUCGCCGGACGAGGGGUUUGAGGGAUGGAAAUAUGUUUCAGUGGCAGCAGAACUGUCAAAGAUCUGCUUGGACUACUGCAAUGCGCUCUAUGUGGGGCUACCUUUGAAGGUGACCCAGAAACUACAACUAAUCCAGAAUGUGGCAGCUAGACUGGUGACUGGGAGCGGCCGCCGAGACCAUAUAACACUGGUCCUGAAAGACCUCCAUUGGCUCCCAGUACGUUUCCAUGGUGUUGACCUUUAAAAAGCCCUAAACGGCCUCGGUCCAGUAUAUCUGAAGGAGCAUCUCCACCCCCAUCGUUCUACCUGGACACUGAGGUCCAGCGCUGAGGGCCUCCUGGCGGUUCCCUCACUGCGAGAAGCCAAGUUACAGGGAACCAGGCAGAGGGCCUUCUUGGUGGUGGCGCCCGCCCUGUGGAACGCCCUCCCACCAGAUGUCAAAGAGAAGAACAACUAUCAGAGUGGCUGGGGAAACCCAGCCAGAUGGGUGGGGUAUAAAUAAUAAAUUAUUAUUAUUAUUAUUAUUAUUAUUAUUAUUAUUAUUAUUAUUGUUAUUAUUAUAUUCCCCCCCAACACACACUCAUGCACUCAUGAGCAGCCAGAUUCUGUAGUCUAGUUGGUGCCAUUGAGGAGGAAGAGCUUGACAAAUUAUGGAGUGGCUGCUCUCUCGCAUAGCUAGGGCAUUACAUAUAAAAGCCCUACUAUAGGCUAAAGUAAGGACGCGGGUGGCGCUGUGGGUUAAACCACAGAGCCUAGGGCUUGCCGAUCAGAAGGUUGGCAGUUCGAAUCCCCGUGACGGGGUGAGCUCCCGUUGCUCGGUCCCUGCUCCUGCCAACCUAGCAGUUUGAAAGCAUGUUAAAGUGCAAGUAGAUACACAGGUACCGCUUCAGCGGGAACGUAAACAGCGUUUCCGUGUGCUGCUCUGGUUCUCCAGAAGCGGCUUAGUCAUGCUGGCCACAGACCCGGAAGCUGUAUGCCGGCUCCCUCGGCCAAUAAAGUGAGAUGAGCGCUGCAACCCCAGAGUCGGUCACGACUGGACCUAAUGGUCAGGGGUCCCUUUACCUUUAUUGGCUAAAGUGGGACAACUGCCUGAGGCGGCAGGGGCCAGGAGGUGAGGAAUGGUGCUGAGUAAAUAUUUGGCUGCCACACCUAGCAUCAAACCUGGUGUGUCCACACAGGGGCAAGUUAAACCACUUUGGGGCUUGGAUCCAUCCUGCCAGUUCAGUUUUGCAUGUCACUCGUGCUUUCCCCACUAUUUAUAUUUCGCAUGAAUAUUUAUAUCCUGCUUUUCCAUAAACAAACGACCCCCCUCCAAAAAAACCCAUAUUUUAGUAAAAAAUAACAGCAACAAAGCAAAUGCAAUUCUAAAACAGCAAUAGCUUUAUGUGAAAUUAUGAAUCGCUUUCCGCACCGCGAAAAGUCCGGAAAUGAUUUACGAGACGGAUUGAAUGCAGUUUAGAAAAUAACUUACACAUGUUUAAAAUGUAAAGUAAAUAUGUCCAGUCCCCAGUGUUGCCCAAAUGCCCAAGGAAACAAAAAAAAUAUCUUUGCCAGUGUGGGAACGAUAAGGAAAUUGGUUCAUGUGGGGCAAGGUGGUCCUAAAGUGAAAUGGCCUUUGGUGCUUGCGGUCAGUGAUGGGGGCAGCGGUGGGAUAAAACGGGGAGAUGUUUGCCACCCUGAAUUCCUUGGAGGACAGCUGGGAUAGAAACUGAAGAAAUAAUAAAUAAUUUCCCUGGUUGUCAUUCUGAGGGCCACCACUAAAAAGGCUCUCUCUCUCUCAUACGCUGACUCACUUCGCCUCUGAUGGUUUGCAUAGGGAAGGGUCUCAGAAGCGGUUCAUGGCAUGCAGGGUGAUUAAAAUUUGGCCGUGCUGGCUCACCCUGGUCGUCAGAAAUAAUAAUUUAAAAAUAAUUUUAAAAGCUGCCACGUUCCGGGAUUGUCGUACUUCGCCUCCAUCUGCUAGCAGGAGACGGAUGCUUUUCCCAAGUCCGGCAAUUGCAAGCCAUCUGCCAGGGUACAAUUAAUUGCCAGUGAUUCCGCCCCCCAUCCCCAAUCUAAAGUCUCCGGAAGGAACAAUUUGGUGGUAUUUUACUCGAUCUUUUCUGUGUAUUCCAGCAACAGCCAAACAUCUGGGAGCGCCUUGAGGAAGCCAGCAAUCUCUCUGGCUGAUAGCACUGAGCUCAGGUGAGUCACUGAUGUUGCCCUGGGGCUGUUGGUAAACGACCCAGUAAAAUUCAAAACAAUUAAUUGCACAUUUCUUCAAAUUCCAAUCAGAUGAGCUUGAUUCAGCCAUCUGCACCUCCACCACUCCUUGCUACCUCCCUGGCCUCCUAGCACCCCCCAGGUAAUCCCACUAGCACCCCCCCCCCAGGUUUAUCGUUGUUGUUUAGUCGUUUAGUCGUGUCCGACUCUUCGUGACCCCCUGGACCAGAGCACGCCAGGCACCCCUGUCUUCCACUGCCUCCUGCAGUUUGGUCAAACUCAUCUUUGUAGCUUCGAGAACACUGUCCCACCAUCUGGUCCUCUGUCGUCCCCUUCUCCUUGUGCCCUCCAUCUUUCCCCACAUCAGGGUCUUUUCCAGGGAGUCUUCUCUUCUCAUGAGGUGGCCAAAUUCUUGGAGCCUCAGCUUCAGGAUCUGUCCUUCCAGUGAGCACUCAGGGCUGAUUUCCUUCAGAAUGCAUAGGUCUGAUCUUCUUGCAGUCCAUGGGACUCUCCAGAGUCUCCUCCAGCACCAGAAUUCAAAAGCAUCCAUUCUUCGGCGAUCAGCCUUCUUUAUGGUCCAGCUCUCACUUCCAUACAUCACUACUGGGAAAACCAUAGCUUUUACUAUACGGGCCUUUGUUGGCAAGGUGAUGUCUCUGCUUUUUAAGAUGCUGUCUAGGUUUGUCAUUGCUUUCCUCCCAAGAAGCAGGCGUCUUUUAAUUUCAUGGCUGCUGUCACCAUCUGCAGUGAUCACGGAGCCCAAGAAAGUCAAAUCUCUCACUGCCUCCAUUUCUUCCCCUUCUAUUUGCCAGGAGGUGAUGGGACCAGUGGCCAUUCUUCCAAUCUUUUCCCCCAGGGCUCCUUUUUGGCUUUUGGACUUGAGAAGUCCUUGCUGGGAAUAUUAUUUUCGUUGGGGGGCCUCAUUCUCUUGGGGUGGGCAAUGGGUUCAGGGUCACCUGAUGCCCCAAGUGGGCGGGGCAUUUUUCCGCCUCCCUUCCUGUGUUUCGGGACAUUGAUUUUUCCCCUCUGCUUUCCCGCCAGGGUGUUGUUGAGCGUCAUGUACCUAAUGGUGGAAGCAAUGCGCGUGGAGAUGGAAACGGACCCCCCAACGUGGAAGGCCGCCCGUGAUACGUUCAGGACUGAGCUCAGUAGGUUUUUGUCAAUUCUCUGAUUGGGCACGGGGGGGGGGAGGCUUUCUUCUCCUCCCUCUGUGUAGUCUAGAAUCAUUACCUUUUAAAAAUAAAUUUAUUUAUUUAAAUUUCCCCCCCCAAAAAAAAAUUAACAUAAUUUUUAUUGAAUUUUUCCAUUUUAAUUCAAUACAAUACACAUAUUCGCAACAUCUUAUUUGCUCAAAGUGAGCUUUGACUUCCUUCUACCUCUCUUUCUGGCAUCCCUAUAGCCUAUAACAUAUCUUUCGCAUUCCCAUAAUCACUUCUUUAUCUAUAAUCACCUUAAGAAAUCACAUUCUUAUUUAUAAAUCAGCAUCAUAAUUUCACAUUACAAAACAUUUCACGUUAAUGCUACAAACGUUUUUAAAUGAGUACAGUUUUCUUUUGUAGCCUUAUUAGACUUUACCAAUUGGUGGGCUCUGCGUUGCUCCCAGACAGGAGGCAGGAAGUCAAAUGACACCAAGGGUUGGUUCAGAGAAAGAGUUCUUUAUUCCUGCUCUCCGGAGCAGUAGAAAGGCACUUGCGUGGUCAGUCCACAGCAAGUCCAAAGAAAUGAGAAAUUUCAUGCAGUAUAUAUAUCCUCCAGGCACCCUCUCCCCCUUCCCCAGGAAUCCAGCCACAUCAGCUUGUACACGCAGGUUGACAUCACAGAUGUUCCUGCUCCGGUACUCUUAACCAUAUAAGGUUGUGCCUCUUCCUGUACUCCUGACCAUAAAAGGGUAUUCCUUCCUGUACUCCUGACCAUAAAAGGGUAUUCCUUCCUGUACUCCUGACCAUAAAAGGGUAUUCCUAUUCCUAUGCUCUUAUCUUGGAGCAAGAGGUCACCAACUCCAAGAACACACUGUGGCGCUGUUCCUGGACUAGGUCUGUGCGAUAAGGUCUGUAAGAUAAGACCCAGACACGUCAUCCCUACUCCACUGGAACAGCCAAGAUCAUCCUUUGCCGUGACUGAUAAAGGAGAGAGCUUUGUUUAUACAGCUGUGUCCUUGUUAUGCAUUUGCUCACCAGCUCAAGUUAAUGCAUUUUAGAAAUGCUCCCUUCGAGAGAGAAGAAAAGGGGGGUUUUGGGUCCCGUUUCAAACUGACUGCACAGAAACCCAUUCCUUCACUUUCAAAUAAUAAAUAAAUUUGCUCCAGUCCUUUUGAUAUUUUUCUUCCUGAUUCCUGAUUCUCCCUGUCAGCUUCGCCAACUCCACAAAUUCUACCAUUUAUAUUCUCCAGUCUUCCAAUGUAGGGAUCUCUUGCUGCUUCCACCUUUGAGCCAAGAGGAUUCUCAUUGCCGUUGUGGCAUACAUAAAUAAAUUUACAUCUUUUUUAUUAAUUUCUUCAUCAAUUAGCCCUAAUAAGAAUGCCUCUGGUUUUUUGCUGAAGUUAUAUUUUAAUAUUUUUUUUUAAUUCAUUGUAAAUGAUGUCCCAGAAAGCCUUGACCUUAGCACAGGACCACCACAUAUGUAGGAAGUUCCCUUCCUUCACCUUACAUUUCCAACAUAAUUUGUCCUGGCACCUAUACAUUUUGGCCAGCUUACUCUGGGUAAUGUACCAAUGGUACAUCAUUUUCAUUAAAUUCUCUUCACGUUACUUCCCAUCUCUCAAAGUCAAUAUUGUGUCCAAAAAAAAAAUUAUUAGUUUUCCAAAUUUAUAACAAACAAAUAAAAAGAAAACAUCAAAAAGAAAACAAGCAAACGUUUAUCCUACCUGUAAUAAUUCCACUUUUGUUCACAUUGUUAGGUGUCAAGUCCCCCUCACUGAGUUUCCAUAUAAAUCAUUGUAGCAGUUUUCCAAAACUAUUUUCACAUAAAAUUUACUUAGUCAAUUAACAUCUUUCUUUCUUUUCAUUUUUUUUUAAACCAUAAUAUUCUACAACAUCGCUUAUUUUAAUCCUAGGCCAAUCUGAUGCUCGCAAGUAAUUCUAUUUAAAUUAUCUUAGCAUAUUUAGCUAAAUAGUCUUUGAAUUUCCUCCAUUCCUCCUGGUACUCCUCCUCCUUCUGGUCGCGGACUCUUCUGGUCAGAUCAGCUAGCUCCCAAAAGUCCAUCAUCUUCAUCUGCCAUUCCUCCACUGUUGGCACUUCUUGUAAUUUCAAAUUUUUGGCCUUAAAUAAAUUUAUUUAUUCGGUUUUUCAUAUUAAAAUUUUACAGUUGCAUAUACAACAUAGAAACAAGAUUCCAGAUAAUCUCCUGGACUUCCCUCCUCCCUUUUGUGGGUCCUAUUGAUUUUCGUUUUAUUUAUUUUUUAUUUUUAUAGUAAUUUUUAUUGAGUUUUCCAUAUUUAUCAUAUUCACAUUCUGUUACAUAAUUCUGUAACUUAAAGCAUUGCUCAAACUGAGCAUCAACCUCCUUCCCUCCCUCUUUCUGACUUCCAAACAUCUUUGCUAAAUUCUUAGCAUUUCUAUAGCCACUUUUUUACCUUCUAUCUUCUUUUUAUAUUUCACCUCUUUAUAUGUCAAUCGGUUCCUUAUUUUCACAUUACAAAACAUUUCAACUCAAGCCUACAAACGUUUUCGGAUGUUUACAAUGUUCUUCCACAUAAAAUACAAAUUUGCUCCAGUCCGAGAGGAAAUUUUUAUUAAAAAGAUGUAAAUUUGUUUAUGUACGCCACGACGGCUGCAAGGAUACAUCUGGCUCAGAAAUGGAAAUUCCAACAUUGGAAGAAUGGCAGGUCAAGAUGGUGGAAUACGUAGAGUUGGCAAAGUUGAUGGGGAAGAUCCGGAAUGAACACGGCGAACUGUUUGUGGGUCCUAUUGUUAAUCAUUUCCUCCUGCAUCUUUUAUAAUAAUCCAAAUAUUUUACCUCUCCGUUGUAUCCAAAAUUCACCAUUAAACUACAAGUGUUAUUCAAAUCCUACUAACAAUUUUAACUGUUUGUAAUGGUUUUUGAGAUAAGUUAUCAAUUCCCCCCAUUCCUUAUUAAAAUUUUGGUCUUCCUGAUUUCUGAUUCUUCCGGACAUUUUAGCCAUUUCAGCAUAAUCCAUCAACUUGAUCUGCCAUUCUUCUUUGAUCGGGAGUUUAGCUUCUUUCCACCUCUGGGCCAAUAACAUCUGUGCAGCUGUAGUCUAAUAAUAAUAAUAAUAAUAAUAAUAAUAAUAAUAAAAUUAUUUAUACACUGCCCUCCCCGGCCAGAGCUGGGCUCAGGGCGGCUAACACCAAAAAAAUCACAGUAAAAACAUAAUGGAGGGGGGGAACCAAUUUAAAAUACAGGUUAAAAUGCAAUUUUAUAAUUUUUAUUUAAAUGCGAUUACUAGAAGCAUUACCAAGGCCACAGACAGUUAAAGGCCAAGGGCCUGGUUACAGAGGAAAGCUUUUGCCUGGCGACUAAAGAUAUAUAAUGAUGGUGUCAGGUGAGCCUCCCUGGGGAGAGCAUUCCACGAACGGGGAGCCACCACUAAAAAGACCCUUGCUUUUUUUCUUUUAAAAUAAUAGUUAUUAUUUUUAAACCUUACAAAAAAAGAAAGAAGAAAAAAGAAGAAAAAAACAUACAAUACAAUAUAUAAACAAUACACAACACAACAUUAACACAUUAAACAAAGCAAAAGCAAAAACAGUUCAAAAAACACACAUCAUACCAUCUCAAUAUCCUCUCUUUCAUUCCCUUGUUUCAUCGACCUCCUCUCACCUCCCUUUUUGUAUUCCAUUUCUAUUAAUUGUUUCAGCAAAUCCUUUCCAUCUUUCUCUGUUUUCUGUCAUAUGAUUAUCUUAACAUAUUUUAACCUUAUUUUCCAUUAAAAUUAUAAUACUUAUUUAUGCUUAAUUCCUUAAAGCAUUUCUACUAAAGCCAUAUAAUUUCCUUCCAACAUUUUUCUAACAUUCAUUAAUUUUACAUUAUUUCCAUAUAUAGAUUUUAAACUUUUUCCAAUAUUCUUCCACCGUCUCUUCUCCCUGGUCUCGGAUUCUGCCAGUCAUUUCUGUCAAUUCCAUAUAGUCCAUCAACCUGGUGAUCUUCUGUCCGAGGCUCUUAACUCUUUUCCAAGUCCCUUCUGCGAGUCUUCUUCAUGUUUAUACAUGCACUUUACUUUGUCUUCUCCUGAUCUUGUUCUUAUUUUCCUUCCUCUGAUGCUGAAAAGUAAAUCUCGAGGAAAUUCCCACCUAGCAAUGUUUUUAUUCCUUCUCAACAAAUCAGCCAGAUCUCCAUAGUUAAAAAUUCACAAGGUAUUUCCAGUCGUAUUUCAAAGUUCCUCCAAGUCUAGCAGUCCCCACAACUCCAGUCUCCUCCUGACCCAAGUCCAAGUCCCAAAAGUCAAUGAAUCCCUGCAUGAAGGGAUCUAUCCAACUUUCCUUCUCCAGUCCAAGCGGGGCUCCAAUCCUCAAAGUCUGGCUUUCUCUAGAUUCCGUCAUAAAAGGCAUCCACUUAUAGUCAUCAAAUUGCAUCUGUGAGGCUGGGGCUCUAACAACUUUCUCCCCCGCCUUCUCCUCAAUUUGCCAUGUCAAGGUAGAUCCCUGUAUCGAUUCCUGAAUAGCUUCUGUAUUAAUAUUCACUUUUUGUCCAAAAUUAGUCACUUUUUGUUCCAAGUUAUCAAUUUUUAUAAUCGUCACAUCUGUCUUCAUACGGAGCUGUUCCAGUGAGUCAUUAAUCUUACAUAAUGCAACCACUAAGGCUUCUUCUGUCAACAUGCUUAACAGUCCAAGGUCAAUCCCAGAUUCUCACGGUCGUGUCUUACAGCUGGAAAUUCCCCACUCAGCUCAUGUAACAAUUUCAAAGGCUUCCUCUAGGGGGAAACAAUUUCUAUUUGUAUCAAUCCUUUUAAGCACAAUUCAAACAAUAAAGUUAGUUUCAAUUUUCAAUUACAUUUACUCCUUUUUAAACGCAGAAGGAGACAAUGGAAACAAUGUAUUUCUCUUCUUUAACUUACUGUCAAUAAAUGAUCUAUUCACAGUCAAUGAACAUAUCCAGAACUUCAGUCCUACUAGCAGCCCGUUUCCAGGUUCAGAGCGGUGGUAAUUUGACUUUCUUCACUCUCUCCUGCAGGCUUGCGUGGUCUAAAAAUUCCCCCCUCUCCUCCUGCUUCCAAGGGGGGUUUGAUGAUUUUAGCCGAUGGAAGUUUAAUCCUUUAUGGAAAGCUUUCCAAGACUUUAGCUUGCAGCUUUUUUGCUCCAGUCUAUUUACAAAAGGGGAAGGCGGACUUCCUGUUUGAAACCUCCCCAUUUCGGUACCAAAUUAAGACGUUUAAAAAUCAAAUUUUCCGUUCUACUCACGGGUAGUUGUUUUAAAAUCGAAUUGUCCACAGGAAAAAGUCAGCGCUCUCCGGCAACAGCAAUGCGGCUUCACUCCGUGAAAGAAGCAGUCAAUUCUCAGCACCGCGCCACUCACCCCACGUCGCUCCGGAUCCCCGAAACCGGGUUUCCCCGCGAGUAGGGGAGGCGCAAAAGGUGCCAGCCGAAUCCCACGUUCACAGGCUUCUCCCACCUGUGGUUUUUUGUGGGUCCCCGCCUUCGCCGUGGCGGUCGGACCCUAAUUUCCACGAAGCGAAUUCCUCCCGGUCAGAGGAAUUCAGCCAUUACCGGAGGCGCUAACCCGGAAGUUUCACUAAAAAGACCCUUGCAUUUAAAUGGAAGUCAUUUGGAGACCUCAUUCGCAAGCGAAUAGGAAAAUAGGAUAACAACAACACUGGGGAAGGAUUGGGAAGAACAUAUAAAGAGAACGACUUGUGGACGGUCCAGUACAUGUCUCUACCACUAUUAAUAAAUAAUAAUAAUAAUAAAAAAUUUCAUUUAUACCCGGCCCUCCCCAGCCAAGACGGGGCUCAGGCCAGCUAACACCAGGUAUAAAACAGUUGAUUAAAAUACAACUUAAAAACAAGAUUAAAAUGCAACAUUAAAAUGCAGCCUCAUUUCAGUAGAAACUCAAAUCAAAAACUUUUAGGGGGAUGAAAACGUCAAGUGUUCACCAAGCCCAACUAUCCAGACUGGUCCUACGUGGGCCAGAAAAAAGCCAGGGAAGUCCCCAAAUAGGAGUUCCAUCACAGAAAGAGAAAGGAAAGAAGAAAGAGGGGAAGGGGAUCAAGUUGAUUCCAAGCCAAAGACCAAGCGGAACAACUCUGUCUUACAGGCCCUGCGGAAAGAAAUCAGAUCCUGCAGGGCCCUGGUCUCAUGAGACAGAGCGGUCCACCAAGUUGGGGCCAGUGCUGAAAAGGCCCUGCCUCUGGCUGAGGCUAAUCUGACUUCCUUCUUCCUUCCUAUUGCAUUUGUAUUGCAUCCAUAGCCCUCCGAACACCCCCCCCUUUUGACUUGUGUCUCCCCACCUCACCCUCCUAGGUUUUCCUCUGCACGGUGAGGAGCCUUUUGCACUCCUUCUUUUCACCAUGGUGACCAAGUUCUGCAGCGGACACGCUCCCCACUUCCCCAUGAAGAAAGUCUUGCUUUUGCUCUGGAAGGUCCUCGUGGUGAGUGAGGUUCUGAGCUUGCCUUUCAACAGGAGCAACUCUGGCUCAAGCGACGCGUGUUUGUGGCGUGUGGCAAAUCACGCCUGCCGUAGGUCUCAAAGAAAAAGCGCUCCGUUACGUGCCACCCGGGUCUCCGAGCAGCGAGAGAUGUCGGGGGUUCCAGGCGCUUACUCAGAGCUCAGUUUCCUUAUGUGAUAAGAAAAAAAAACUGCUCUCUUUCCCUUCUGGGGUACCCAAGAGCACAUAUAGAGUCCUUAAUGGGUUCCUGCCAACCUAGCAGUUCGAAAGCACGUCAAAGUGCAAGUAGAUAAAUAGGUACCUCUCCGGUGGGAAGGUAAACAGCGUUUCCGUGCGCUGCUCUGGUUCGCCAGAAGCGGCUUAGUCAUGCUGGCCAAUGGUCAGGGAUCCCUUUCCCUUUACCUAUUGGUAGGAGAAAAUAACAGAGGCCAACUAGAUUAUAAAGGUAAAGGGACCCCUGACCAUUAGGUCCAGUCGUGACCGACUCUGGGGUUGCGGCGCUCAUCUCGCUUUAUUGGCCGAGGGAGCCAGCAUACAGCUUCCAGGUCAUGUGGCCAGCAUGACUAAGCCGCUUCUGGCGAACCAGAGCAGCGCACGGAAACGCUGUUUACCUUCCCCCUGGAGCGGUACCUAUUUAUCUACUUGCACUUAGAAUCAUAGAAUCAUAGAAUUGGAAUAGACCACAAGGGCCAUCGAGUCCAACCCCCUGCCAAGCAGGAAACACCAUCAGAGCACUCCUGACAUAUGGUUGUCAAGCCUCUGCUUAAAGACCUCCAAAGAAGGAGACUCCACCACACUCCUUGGCAGCAGAUUCCACUGUUGAACAGCUCUUACUGUCAGGAAGUUCUUCCUAAUGUUUAGGUGGAAUCUUCUUUCUUGUAGUUUGGAUCCAUUGCUCCAUGUCCGCUUCUCUGGAGCAGCAGAAAACAACCUUUCUCCCUCCUCUAUGUGACAUUCUUUUAUAUAUUUGAACAUGGCUAUCAUAUCACCCCUUAACCUCCUCUUCUCCAGGCUAAACAUGCCCAGCUCCCUUAGCCGUUCCUCAUAAGGCAUCGUUUCCAGACCUUUGACCAUUUUGGUUGCCCUCCUCUGGCACCUUUGACGUGCUUUCGAACUGCUAGCUUGGCAGGAGCAAUUAUCCAGCAACGGGAGCUCACCCCGUCGUGGGGAUUUGAACCGCUGACCUUCUGAUCGGCAAGUCCUAGGCUCUGUGGUUUAACUCACAGCGCCACCUGCGUCCAACUGGAUUAUAUUGAGAAGCAAAGCAGCUAGUAUCUCUCCCAUUUGGCUUGCCCCAGCCACUCUGGGUGGCUUCCAACAUAUAUUAAACAUAUAAAAACAUAAUAAAGCAUUGCACAUUAAAAAGCUUGCAUGAUUUUUGCAGGCUUAAUUUUGUGGCUGGGGGGAGGCGGCUAAGGGAAUGGUGUGUAUUGGAGCUGUGUUUAGAACUUUGUACUUUCCCCAGAUGGAGCAAAAAAAUAUCUCUCACAUCAUCAGCAACAGCUGGACAUGACAAGAGCGCAGGAAUUGCUUUGCAGAAGCACAUCAGUUCAGUCCUGCCGGAUUUUCUGUUAAAUAUGUAUUUGUUCGUUUAUUUGUUUGUUAAAUUUGCCAUGUCUUUCCAACAAACGGUGCUUGAGGACAAGCACAGUGGGCUUCUGGCUGAGUGGGGCCACUGUGGGAACAAGAUGCUGGGUGGAACGGGUCCGCUCUGGCCUGAUCCAGACCCUUCUGAUGUUCUGAUGACCCCACCGCCUCCAGCUUCUCAGCUCAGGCUGCGUUGUUGAGGACCCACCUGGGACCAUAGCUGUCAACCGUCCCUUAUUUGGCGGGAAAGUCCCUUAUCCCAGCGCCGUGUCCCGCUGCUGUCCCUUAUUGAUGAUGUCCCUUAAAUUUCCCGGGUUUCAAAGGAAGCAGCUCCUCUCCCUCCCUCCCUGCCGGCCAGGGAGGAGGGAGGCUCCAACUGGGUUGCUUGGCUGUGUUGCUCACCCAAUAAGGAGCCUAAGAACAACUGGGGGGGUGGAGCUUGCAUGCCUUGUGCUGAUCAAAUCAGCCGCAUUGCCUGGGGAUUCGCCUUUGCUCAGCGCUUCCCAGCGGAGAGGUGACAGUGGUUUUCCUUGCUGCAUCCCCUUUGCCGGGUUGCUGCGCUGUGGGAACCACCUCUUGAGGCUUCGUUUGGCUGCUGGUUGACUAAAAUCCCUUAUUUUGGCUGCUGAUCCCUUCUUUCCGAGGCUGCUGGUCCCUUAUUUUCAAAUCUGUAAGUUGACAGCUAUGCCUGGGACCAACUUUUUCUCUCUCUCUUUCUUUCUCUUGCCUCUGCAGUUCACCCUGGGAGGCUUUGACGCUCUGCAGGCCAUGAAGGUGACGAAGCGCCAGGAACUGGGCUUGCCCCCCCUGCCAGAGGACAGCAUCCAAAUCAUGCGCAGCAUGAGGGCAGCUUCUCCCCCUGCCUACGCCAUCGAGCUGGUGGAGCAGCAGCAGCAGAAGCGGGGGCACCGGAGCAGGAGGGUAGGAGAUUUGGGGGGGGGCCCUCACCUCUCUAAGGCCAACCAGGACUGGGCAAAACCCAGGUGAUACCCGUAUUUUUCGCUCCAUAAGACGCACCUAGUUUUUAGAGGAGGAAAACAAGAAAAAGAAUGUUCUGAACGAAACAGUGGGUGUGUGAUUUUUGCGGUUCAUGCUGUGGCCACAGACAUGCGACCUGAUGGUGAAUUUGGGGUGACCCAAUGCAAAAAUCCUGAGGAUCCAUGUGGAUCCGUGCUUUGUAACCACGUUUUUGCGCCAUUGCGGCCCCACACAACAGUGGUUGCGUGAUUUUUUGGGUGCAGGCUGUAGCCAUGGACAUGCUAUGUGAUCUGAUGGUGAAUUUGGGGUGACCCAAUGUAAAAAUCCUGAGGAUCCAUGGGCUUUACCUCCCCCCUCCCAGGCAGCCUCCGCUAGCGUCCCUUAUCUCUCUUCCGAUCCCACCGAUCAGCUGUUUCCUUUCAACACUCCCUUCCCUCUUGUUUGCCUUAGUGUCUUUUCCUUAGCUGGAGCAGUUUUUUGCUCCUCCUUUUCUUCUAAUUUCUCUCCUUAUUGCUUUAGUCUUCCUGUUUCCUCCCUUUGCAAGUUUGCGGUCUUUACCUCCCCACUCCCAGGCAGCUUCCUUUAUCACUAGCGUCCCUUAUCUCCCUCCCGAUUGCUUGCCGAUCAGCAGCUUUGUUUCAACACCCACUUCCCUCUUUCAAAAAAAAAAAUAAUGAUCUGCUUUUUGCCCCUAGGCAAUUUUGCUCCAGGGACCACGCAUUCGCUCCAUAAGAGGCACAGACAUUUCCCCCUACUUUUUAGGAAGAAAAAAGUGUGUCUUAUGGAGCGAAAAAUACGGUAUAUCACCAGCUAAACAUUGCAAAAUAUAGUCGUACCUCCGCUUACGUAUCCCUCUGGAUACGUAAUCUUUGGGAUAUGAAUGCAGCAAACCCGGAAGUAUUUUUCCGGUUUACGCCACGUGCGCAUGCGCAGAAGCACUAAACGCGGUCCUCUGGUUGCAAAUUCCUGGGGAUGCGGCCAGACCUCCAGAACGGAUCCCGUUCGCGUACUGAUAUAUCACAAAGUCUGGAAUCAGGAUGGAGCUAUGUAGAAGCAUUGGCUGGCUUCACGGUUUCCCCCACUUUUUAAAAAAACAACAUUUCUAUUGAAAGUUCAAAAAGUCCGUGAUUAUACAUGCACUAAACAUGGUGAGAAACAUAAAAGAGAGAAAAAUCUGUGUAGAAGGGAAAAUAAAGGGGGGGGGAGACCCAAAUCUGUAUACUUUACAAUGUGUUAUUCCACUUCACCAGAUCUGAACCUAAUACAGUAUUUGUAAGAAUGGAUUCCAAAUAUCGUGGAAUUUGUCCCUGGCAAGUCUGUGUUUAGAUGCAAGUUGUUCAUACGUUGCAAGUUUGUUUAAGUCUUCAAUCCAAUCUUAGAAGGGAGCCACAUUUUUAUUUUUCCAGUUCAUCAGUAUCAGUCUUUUUGCUGUGGUCAGGGUGCAGAAAGUCCACUCAUAUCGUCCUUUUGUAAUGUUCCAUGUUCUGGGUAUAUAACUCAAGAGGAUAUUUUGCUCUGUAAAGGUUGUUCCAUGCAGUUCUGUUGAUGGUUUCAGUUACCUUCUGCCAAAAAUCUUUCAAUAUAGGACAAUGAAAAAGCAUGUUUUAGAGAAGCAUUAUCUCUAUUGCAUCUUCAACAGUUAGAUACCUUGUUGUUGUUGUUUAGUCGUUUAGUCAUGUCCGCCUCUUCGUGACCCCCUGGACCAGAGCACGUCAGGCCCUCCUGUCUUCCACUGCCUCCCGCAGUUUGGUCAAACUCAUGUUCGUAGCUUCAAGAACACUGUCCCACCAUCUCGUCCUCUGUUGUCCCCUUCUCCUUGUGCCCUCCAUCUUUCCCAACAUCAGGGUCUUUUCCAGGGAGUCUUCUCUUCUCAUGAGGUGGCCAAAGUACUGGAGCCUCAGCUUCAGGAUCUGUCCUUCCAGUGAGCACUCAGGGCUGAUUUCCUGAAGAAUGGAUAGGUUUGAUCUUCUUGCAGUCCAUGGGACUCUCAAGAGUCUCCUCCAGCACCAGAAUUCAAAAGCAUCAAUUAUUCAGCGAUCAGCCUUCUUUAUGGUCUGGCUCUCACUUCCAUACAUCAAUACUGGGAAAACCAUAACUUUACCUAUACGGAACUUUGUUGGCAAGGUGAUGUCUCUGCUUUGAAGAUGCUGUCUAGGUUUGUCAUUGCUUUUCUCCCAAGAAGCAGGCGUCUUUUAAUUUUGUGGCUGCUGUCACCAUCUGCAGUGAUCAUGGAGCCCAAGAAAGUAAAAUCUCUCACUGCCUCCAUUUCUUCCCCUUCUAUUUGCCAGGAGGUGAUCGGCCCAGUGACCAUGAUCUUCGUUUUUUUGAUGUUGAGCUUCAAACCAUAUGGUCUGAAGGUCUAACAUUAAUAUACCCAAAUUCAUCCACCUCUUCCACACGACCAUUUCUUUCCUGGUUUUUGAUUUUUGCAUAGCACACAAAAUACACAAAUCAUGAUUCGUGAUAUAUUGCCAGGUCAGAAACUAUGAAACUGAUACCAUGAUAUGGACUUCAUUUUGAAGCCAACUCAGGCAUACCAGACACAUUGCCUCCCUUUAAAAAAAUGUGUUUGCAUCCACUCCCUCCCCUCAUUUGAAUUAAAUGCAUGAUUAAAAGCGAUUACCUUUCAGCAAAACUCAAAACCUCAGCGAAUGUGGGUGUUUUGUAGCUGUUUCAAGAAGGGUUGAGAUUUCUGCAGUGCAAACCUAUUGCGUGCCAACUCAGAAGUUAUGGUUUGAACAAUUAGCCUUCUAGAAAUAACCUGGAAUGAAUAAACGAGAAAGAAGUCCCUUUGAGCUCUGUGUGGCCUUCUCCCAGGUAAGUGGUAGGAAAUUGCAGCCUUUGUCAAGGAAAGGCUACAAAUGUAUAGCCACUUUCCUGGAAGUAAAACCCAUUUAACUCAGUGGGACUUCCGAAUAAACACGCGUAAGACACGGCUGCAAAGUUGUGUUCAUUGGUAGAAAGGAAGGCCGUUUUUAAUGGUCUUUUGUUAAAGUGAUAUUUUUAGAGUAGGCUUAUGAAAAAGCCCAAAUGACUCUCCUCACCCCUGCUUAAAAUGUUGAUUUUUCCUAUAGCGAAAAAUUUUAUAUCCAAAAAAAGGUAAAGUUCUAGCCUACAUCUCUUUCCCCCCAAAAAAUUUUGUUAUUCACUUUACAACACAACUAAACAACACAAACAGAAAAACAAACAAUACAAACAAAUUCUUGUCUUAUCCUUAUUUUCUCUAAACAUUGUUAGGUGGGCUUCCCCAAGUCCCCCCUAUCCGAUUUUCAUUUUACCUCAUCUUUAGCAGUUUACAUAUAUCAUAAUUUCUAACCAUUUUUUUUAUCACGCUUACUUUUACCAUAAAAAUCUUCACAUUUUAUCACUUACAAAUAAUACUGUUUUAAAAUACACUAUCUUCUACUUCUAAUCCUACAGCCUAUAUCCACUUCCAAAGCUGUUCUGCUUAAAUAUUAACAUAUUUUUUCAAAUAUUCCUUAAACUUCUUCCAAUCUUCUUUCACCGUCUCUUCUCUCUGGUCUCGGAGUCUCCCAGUCAGUUCCAUAUAGUCCAUCAUCUUCAUCUGCCAUUCUUCGAUAGUUGGUAAAUCUUGUUUCUUCCAAUUCUUCGCUAAUAAUAUUCUCAUAGCUGUUGUAGCAUACAGAAAAAAGUAACAUCCUUUUUGGGGAUUUCACCCCCCACUAUACCAAGUAAAAAGGCUUCUGGUUUCUUAAUAAAUGUGGUUUUCAACACUAUUUUCAGUUCAUUAUAAAUCCUUUCCCAUAAGUCUUUUACCUUGGGGCACGUCCACCACAUGUGGUGAAAGGUUCCUUCUUUUUCCUUACAUUUCCAGCAUUUAUUAUCAUGAGUAUGAUACAUUUUUGCUAACCUUCUACAUCUCAAGGGCUGGAUUAGAGCUACUAAAACAACCCAAAAACAUUUUUUUGGGGGGAGGGAGUUGCUGUUUCCUCCCAACCAAAUACAAUCCUAAUUAAGAUUAGACUGGGGGUUUUUUUGAGGGGGGGAAUGUGAAUCUAGCUGUGGGGCAGCCAGGGAGAAUACAUAUCUAGGAGUCCGCUAUCAGUUUUGCAGCCAGGGACGUGCGAUAGGACCACCAACGUCUGCCGCCACGCCAAGCUUGCAGUAUUGGAUAUUGACUUUGCAUGCUCGUGGUGGCAGCUUGUGGGGCCCCUGUGUGAUCGUAAGAACACCAGAAGGAUCUGCUGGAUCCCCAGGGGCAGGGAAGAUGGGCAGCAGGACCCUGCGCUGAAAUGCUUCCCUUCUGCCAAAACCCAGAGCGGGACGUUCCAGCAGAAGGGGUGGAGUGCCACAUCUUGCGUUCCUGCCACCCGAGGCAGCUUCUUCAUCAUCAUCAUCAUCAUCAUCAUUUAUUAUUUAUACCCCACCCAUCUGGCUGGGCUUCCCCAGCCACUCUGGGCGGCUUCCAAUAAAAUAAUAAAAUACAGUAAUACAUCAAACAUUAAAAGCUUCCCUAAACAGGGCUGCCUUCAGAUGUCUGCUAAAAGUCUGGUAGUUCUCUUUGACAUCUGGUGGGAGGGCAUUCCACAGGGUGGGUGCCACCACCGAGAAGGCCCUCUGCCUGGUUCCCUGUAACCUCACUUCUCACAGGGAGGGAACCGCCAGAAGGCCCUCGGCGCUGGACCUCAGUGUCCGGGCAGAACGAUGGGGGUGGAGACGCUCCUUCAGGUAUACUGGACCGCGGCCAUUUAGGGCAUUAAAGGUCAGCACCAACAUUUUGAAUUGUGCUCGGAAACGUACUGGGAGCCAGUGUAGGUCUUUCAAGACCGGUGUUAUGUGGUCUCGGCGGCCGCUCCCAGUCCCCAGUCCAGCUGCCGCAUUCUGGAUUAGUUGUAGUUUCCGGAUCACCUUCAAAGGUAGCCCCACGUAGAGCGCAUUGCAGUAGUCCAAGCGAGAGAUAACCAGAGCAUGCACCACUCUGGCGAGACAGUCCGCGAGCAGGAAGGGUCUCAUCCUGCAUACCAGAUGGAGCUGGUAGAUGAUUGCCCUGGACACGGAGUUGACCUGCGCCUCUAUGAACAGCUCUGAGUCCAAAAUGACCCCCAGGCUGCGCACCUGGUCCUUCAGGGGCACAGUUGCCCCAUUCAGGACCAGGGAGUCCUCCACACCUGCCUGCCCCCGUCCCCCCAAAACAGUACUUCUGUCUUGUCAGGAUUCAACCUCAGUCUGUUAGCCGCCAUCCAUCCCGCCUCAUGGGUGGACCGGCUCUGGAGGCAGCUGUGGAUGGGCUACUCAACUCCUCUCUACCCGAACAGUCAUUCUCCUCCUCCUUUCGCCUUCAGCCUCUGAUGAAACAGGACAGCCUUGACAUCUACAACGAGAGGGACCCCUUCAAGAACGACGAGGUGCUGGUGGAUGAGGAGGAGCCCGAUGACAUCGACAACGGCAUCGAGGGGGAGCUGGACCUCUUGGAGCGGGACACGGUCAUCCAGACCGUGUCGGCCCCACGCCCGCCCGUCGAGAGGGUCUCCUUCCCAAAGGGGCUUCCCUGGGCCCCCAAAGUCAGGUAUUCCUACCCCUGGCUCCUUCCCUUCGGAGCGAGAUCCUGGGGCCUGAUCCGUGCAAGUGCCUGGUAGUGGAACAGCUGCAGCAACUCAGGCCGCAGCUUUGGAAUCUCCCUGCAAGGAGAAAGCUAGCACAGCAAGGGAGAGCAGGCAGGACUAGUGAAUGAAUGAAGGAAUGAACUUUAUUACGGUCUCAGACCAGGAUUAAAAAGCAUAUAGAUAAAAUAGCAGUUUGGAUUUUUUUUAACCAAUAAUUGUUAGUGCAAAUGAGGACAAGGAAACAGGCAUAGGAUAAAACAUCUGGAUAAAAUACAAGAUUAAACACGGAUAAUGGAUGGAUAAAAAACGAAUAAUUAAAACAGAUAAGAACUAAAAACAAACAAGGACACACAGUUAAAACAACUGUAAGAGCAUAAGAACUAAAAGACUCGCAGUUAAAACAACUGUAAGAGGCUGCCGAGUAGAAGCCUCUUAAAUAGAGGACACUCACAACAUUAGAAACUGCUGUGCAGAUAUGGUUAAAACAGACAAUUAAAACAAUGUACAACACGAAAUUUAGCAACAGUGUACAACAAUAAACUGUCCCAGGGAGUUGACUCAGAAUCACCCAUAGAGCCGUGUUUGGGGCUUUUCAUGCCGGACUAUUUUGAGUUGGGCGAUGGUCUGCGCCUACAGAUCUGUACACAGAGUCUGGCGACCAUCCGGGUCAUCUUCUGAUCUUUGCCUAACAGCAAAAGGUCAAACUUUUGCUUUUCUGGGAGGUCAGCGAGCCUCACCAGUAGGGGAUCCAAGAUCUUACUACGUGCCUCUUCAUAAAAGGGACAUCUAAAGAACAAGUGUUCUGGGCUUCCUAUCUCUCCCAAUGGACAGGUGCAAAGUCUCUGAGCAUACGGGACCCUUCUGAAGGCUCCAUCCAGGACCGGCGAGGGAAGAGCCGAGCUUCUGGCGAGUGUAAAGGCCCUUCUUGCAUCCCUAGAUAUGAGAAAGAAGAGAUAUACUGCCAGUGUGGCUAUAUUUCUCUCGAUUUCUCCAAUUCUAUAGUCGGGGCACCUUGCACAAGGCAGGACUAGUGUAUUUGUCCCUGAGAUGGUGGUGGUUUUCUGCUUGAGAAAUUCCUAAAUUCUGCUGUGUGGCUAAACCAGCCCUGGGAGAGGGGCGUCCUUCGAACUGUGUGCCCAUAUCCAAAUUGUUGCAUUCCACCGCCCAAAAGAAAAAAGAACUGGAUUUUUCAAAGAGAAGAAAUAAAACAGUCAGGGAACAUGGUUGAAUCUGAAGUCCCCGGGGCUAUUUGGAAUGCGAUGAGCACUUAAUUUGCUUCUAUGCGAGAGCUGUGAUGUACAGAGGCGUGCGUGCUUAUUGCGCAUGGCCUACAAACCCAUAUUCAGAAUAAAUCCUUUUCACCUCUGUGUGAUACCAUCUGAACACAGAUCGGCUGGAGGCAGAAUGUUUUCUCUCAAGCUGCCUAGAUAUUGGAGAGGGCCCCCCCCCGUCCUGCCCCCUAAUGUGUGGUGUGCUUUUGUUAUAUAUUCCACCUCUGCCCGCACCCCGCCGCCGCUGCAACAUACUGCUUCUCUUCCAGACAGAAAGACAUAGAACAUUUCCUGGAGGCGAGCAGAAAUAAGUUCAUUGGAUUCACGCUUGGGCGGUGAGUUAUCAUUAUGCGUCUGGGGAGAGAAGGGUUGCACUUUGCGGCUGUUUUCGACUUCUUGAGAUGAAGGUUUCUGCUCGACGUUGAUCACCGAUUGGGCUGCCGGCUGAAUCGAGGAAAGACUCUUGUCUCCUAGGAGCUGGCUUGCAUGUUGCAGAAUAACAGUGGGUUUGCAACCGUGCAUGUCAGCGCUCUAAUCAUAGGGGUGUCGCGGCUUGAUUAUCAGAAUACUGACCCUUUUGCCCCAUGUGGUUUUCCCAACGAAAAUCAUUCCUUUCAGCAGAGCAUCUAGCAGGGCCUGCAAGACAGAGCUGUUCCGCUUGGCCUUUGGUUUGGACUCAGCCUGACCCUUAUGUUGCCCUCCCCUUAUGGUCUUGAUCCAUCGGCUACUCCGAAAAUGAGGCUGCAUUUUAAAUUGCAUUUUAACCUGUAUUUUAAAUUGGUUCCCCCACCAUUCUGUUUUUACUGUGAUUUUAUUGGUGUUAGCCGCCCUGAGCCCGGCUCUGGCCAGGGAGGGCAGGGUAUAAAUACAAAUUAUUAUUAUUAUUAUUAUUAUUAUUAUUAUUAUUAUAUUGCUCCAACACGUUAUACAUAGGGCUUCAGCCUCGUGCAUAACUAGGCAUCCAGGUUGCUCACUGGAGCAAAACGGUUUGAGCAUACGGUGGUACCUCGGGUUACAUAUGCUUCGGGUUACAGACGCUUCAGGUUACAGACUCCGCUAACCCAGAAAUAGUACCUCAGGUUAAGAACUUUGCUUCAGGAUGAGAAUACAAAUCGUGCUCUGGCGGCGCAGCGGCAGCAGGAGGCCCCAUUAGCUAAAGUGGUGCUUCAGGUUAAGAACAGUUUCAGGUUAAGAACAGGCCUCUGGAACAAAUUAAGUACUUAACCCGAGGUACCACUGUACAAUGAUAAUUCUGGUCUGACUGCACUGGCUGCCAGUUAGUUUCCGGGCCCAAUUCAUAGUGCUGGUUUUGACCUAUAAAGCCUGAAACGGCUCAGGAGCGCAAAACUGCCUUUCCCCAUGUGAACUCACCUGGCCCCUGCAGUCAUCAUCAUAGGCCCUUCUUUGUGUGCCUCCUUCUCGAGAGGUCCAGAGGGUGGCAACGCAAGAACAGGGCCUUCUCUGCAGUGGCUCCCUGAUUGUGGGAUGUUCUCUCCAGGGAGGCUCGCCUGGCGCCUUCGUUACAUAUCUUUAGGUGCCAGGCAAAAACUGUCAGGAGCUCGUCCUACUCUCGAGUAGGACCCUGGCAGAGACACGUGCCCGACCGGCAUGUUCCCUCCCUCCUGGUCGAUCGUUCAGGAGCUUCAAAAGCUUUCUUCUGCCCGAACAUCACAGCGACCGAUGCCAACAGACAUCGGCACACUUAGGGAUCCGCAGAGUCUUCGCAGCUUGCGUAACAGAACUCAGCAACUCAGCAUUUUGGCUAAUCUACUUUAUUUACAUGUAAACACACACAGAGCACUUCAACAUGGCUCCCUCUCUCUCUAGCAUCAGACAGCAAAGAGAAAAAGGACAAUAGUCCCACUUUACGGAACACGGUAACACAAACAUCCUGUCUCCGUCACUUCCCACUCUGUGGAGUCAAAACAUACACCGUCAUGUGAUAGACAACAGUCCCAUGACUGCAAUCACGGAGCAGGAAUUCUAACAAAAACAGGCCUUUGGCUAAUUCAACCAUUUACGGAAGACGGUGCCUUUGGGGGUGAAGUCAAACCAUUGGGAGCUACAAGUCCUGAUGUGGCUGUAGAAACCGAUACAGGAGAGACAUGUUUUGUUGCAGCUGGGGCUGCUGAGGCAUCUGGUUUUGCUGUUACGGAUUACCAUGGCAUUUUUUCCUCUCUGCGCUCUUCCCGGAGCGCUUGCGCCUCCGUGAUUGAGGGGGGCUGGGGCCACGCAAUGUCGUCAUGUCGUGCGUGCAGACACUUCAGAAAAGUGUCUUGCCUUGCCACCCUCUGGACCUCAUGGAGGAGGCACACAAAGAAGGGCCUGUGAUGAUGACUGCAGGGUCCGGGUUCAAAAUUACAGUGGUACCUCCAGUUAUGAACUUAAUUCGUUCCGGAGGUCCGUUCGUAACCGGAAGCCGUUCUUAUCCUGAGGCACACUUUCGUUAAUGGUGCCUCCUACUCCGGAGUGCGACUUUCGCCCGCAUCCCAGGGCAAAGUUUGCUACCGGGAGCAGCUACUUCCGGUUAGCGGACCUCGUAACCCGAAGCGUUCGCAAGAAGGACCGUUCGUAUCCAGAGGUAUUACUGUAUAUGGUAUAUGGUAUAUUGUAUCUGGUGUAUUCAUCUGAAGGCAGCCCUGUUUAGAGAAGCUUUUAAAGCUCGAUGCAUUACUGUACAGUGGUACCUCGGAUUACAGACGCUUCAGGUUACAGACGCUUCAGGUUACAAACUCCGCUAACCCAGAAAUAGUACCUCGGGUUAAGAACUUUGCUUCAGGAUGAGAACAGAAAUCGCGCAGCAGCAGCGGGAGGCCCCAUUAGCUAAAGUGGUGCUUCAGGUUAGGAACAGUUUCAGGUUAAGAACGGACCUCCGGAACGAAUUAAGUACUUAACCCGAGGUACCACUGUAUUUUAAUAUUUUGUUGGAAGCCGCCCAGAGUGGCUAGGGAAGCACAGCCAGAUGGGUGGGGUAUAGAUAACAACAACAACAACAAUUAUUAUUAUUAUUAUUAUUAUUAUUAUUAUUAUUAUUAUACCAUGAGAGCAAAGUCUAUUCUGGAAGGUAUUUUUUUGGAACCUUCCAGACAUUACAAAUAAGGGGAAUUCAUUUAAACGGGCUAAUUAAAAAAACUCUACGAUACAAAGGGGUAUCUAAAUUAUAAAAAUAGGUGGGCAUCAUUCCCUGAUGAGGCCGCAAACGUCAGUAAACAGAUGCGCAUACAGAGGGCUGAAUAGGAUAACGUUUUAGAAAUUCAUGAUCUAACAGCCUCUGCUUGAUGAGAGAGAAAAUAUGUAACUCAUCCAGUAAGAGGAGAGAAUCUAUUGCAAUCCCUGUUCAUUUGAGUUUAAAGGCAAUUGCAGAAAACAAAUUGCAGCUGUCAAAUUAGGCGAAUCUGUCAGUGAGUUAGUAGGCUUUCUGAGUCUGUGUAUAUUUAUAUUUUAACAAUGCAAAUGGCUGACAGGUACAGAAACAAACGAUGGCUUGCGUGUUUGUUGUUGCAUGGUCCACAGCUUAAAAAAAGAAGGUGAUGCAAGGUGGAAAAAUUGUUAUUUGAUAGAGAGAUCAACUGCACUAUGAAUAAUUAGAUGAUGGUUUGACACUAAGCCUCUCAUUCCUGCCCCCUAUCUCCCCCCCUCCUUCUUUCAGGGACACAGAUACCUUAGUGGGGUUACCACGCCCCAUUCAUGAAAGUGUGAAGACCCUAAAACAGGUAAAUUCUUUUUUUUAUUAAUUUUUUAUUGAUUUUCCAUUGAACAUACAUACAUACAUACAUACCUUAUACAAAUAAAUCACAUAUUUAUCUAAGCUCUGCCGAGCUUUGGACUUCCCUCCAUUCCUUCGGUAAGUAUCAUAUAAAUUCUAACAUCGCGCAUUUUGUGUGAUUUACUUUAUCUACCAUACGCUGUUAGAGUUAUUUUAACCCUACCAGUGUCUUUAAAGUUUUACAGUUGUCUCUUAUAUACGUCAAGUAUUUACUCUAACUUUCUUGAAACUUCUGUUCAUCCUGGUCUCUUAAUUUUCCUGAUAUUCUGGCCAGCUCUGCAUAAUUCAUCAUUUUAACCUGCCAUUCCAUAAUAGUAGGUAUUACAUCCGUUUUCCAGUUCUUGGCCAACAUAGUUCUUGCUGCCGUCGUGGCAUAUAGAAAGAGGCUUUUGUUUUAUUUUAAAUUUCCUUUCCUGUCAAUCCCAGUAGAAAGGCUUCGGGCUUUUUAAGAAAAGUAUAUUUAAAGAUUUUUUUGAGUUCAUUGUAAAUUAAUUCCCAGAAGCCCUUCACUUUACCACAGGUCCACCACAUGUGGUAAAGGUCUCCCUCCACCUUAAAAGACCUUAAAACAGGUAAAUUCUAACUUAGGCGCUUACAUGAUGGCGCCUCUCUUUCUGAUGGUGGGUUUUGUGGGGUGGGGACUCUUGGGAGAGCGCUCCGAGCUAUCGGCAGCCCCCACCCCAGACCUCUGAGUGUCCUCCGGUGAGCAUAGCUCUGGAAAAGGCAUCAGGGCGCUCCAGCGACAUAAACCAACUUGAUUUAUGCACACUAGCCUUCUCUCUUGACACAGCAAAAGAAAGAGGCGUCGUAGUUCUAAACUACUAUUUAUUUACAGAAUAUUUACAGACAACAGCAUUAUGGCGUCUGUUCUCCCCAGCUCUGAGAACAAACAGAACAGCGCAAAAGCGAAAGUGCCAUAUUUUUUGCUCCAUAAGAUGCACCUAGUUUUUAGAGGAGGAAAGCCCCAUUUUCUUGAGGCUUAGCUCAAAGCUGUGCAGCUUCUUUUGCAAAGGGGAAAAGUCCCAUUUUUUCGAGGAUCAGCUCAAAGUUGUGCGGCUUCUUUAGGAAAGGAAAGGGAGCCGUUUCUACAGUUUCCAGACAGAUAAUCAAAUCAGCCAGUCCCAUGUCGCUGGGGAAACAAACAGCCUCCGUCUGCAGAACACUCAGCAAUGGAGACCUGGGCAAGGGGCCGGAAAGGGAGCCAGCAGUUGACCACACAUUCGCUCCAUAAGACGCACAGGCAUUUCCCCUUACUUUUUAGGAGGAAAAAAGUGCGUCUUAUGGAGCGAAAAAUACGGUACAGCUUCACAGACUCUCACACCGGAAGAGAGAUAAAUAAGAGAGUCGUCCUUUCUCAGGCUCCAUUCAGACAGGCGUGUGAAAUAUACCAAGCAUAAAAUCAGCACUGGGGGGCAUGAAAUCCUAACAGGGACUUGUCAGUUGUACACUAGUCCCUCAGUCAUUGCUGCCACCGUGAAUGAAGAUAUCUUGGGCCAGUUUACAGAGAGACUCUCAGCAAAGCCAUUGGAGCCAAGGGAUUAUGCCUUCCUGUCCUUCCCAUAGCUCCUGGUCUUGGAAGACUUUGCCUAGAAGUUCCUGCUAGCUGGUCUGAGAUGCCUCUACAGUAGUUCUUCCUCUGACCACCUGCCAUGCUGGUGCAAUGAGAAAGGAACCAGAGGAUGCCUCCACUCGGGGGGUGUCUGAUAAUCACGUUGGGGCUUCCCAUUGGUUUGCUGCUCAAGUUGCCGUGAUCUUUUGACCGAAGCCUCCCGUUUGCAUCUUGUCCCUCAGCAUAAAUAUGUCUCGAUCUCCGAAGUGCAAAUCAGGAAUGAAGAGGAGCUGGAGAAGUGUCCCAUGUCUUUGGUAAGCUUCCUUCUGAGUCCGUCUCUUGGGCUGCAUCCCACUUUUUCAGAACAGCAGCGUAAACCUGCUCCUAAAUCUCGUUCUAAUUGAUGUGAAAAAGUACAAGAGGAAAGUUCCCAGAUCUAGAAGGAUGUAUGGGGCAUUUAUUGGACUCACAGCUGUCCAUGGAGGCACAGGUCAAUUCUGUGUCCAGGGCAGCUGUUUAUCAGCUCCAUCUGGUACGCAGGAUGAGACCCUCCCUGCCAGCAGCCUGUCUCCCCAGAGUGGUGCAUGCUCUAGUUAUCUCUCAAUUGGACUACUGCAAUGCGCUCUACAUGGGGCUACCUUUGAAGGUGACCCGGAAACUGCAAUUAAUCCAGAAUGUGGCAGCUAGACUGGUGACUGGGAGCAUCCGCCGAGACCACAUAACACCGGUCUUGAAAGACCUACACUGGCUCCCAGUACGUUUCCGAGCACAAUUCAAAGUGUUGGUGCUGAUCUUUAAAGCCCUAAACGGCCUCAGCCCAGUAUACCUGAAGGAGCGUCUCCACCAUCAUCAUUCUACCCAGACACUGAGGUCCAGCGCCGAGGGCCUUCUGGCGGUUCCCUCCCUGUGAGAAGUGAGGUUACAGGGAACCAGGCAGAGGGCCUUCUCGGUAGUGGCACCUGCCUUGUGGAACGCCCUCCCACCAGAUGUCAAAGAGAAAAACAGCUACCAGACUUUUAGAAGACAUCUGAAGGCAGCCCUGUUUAGGGAAGCUUUGAAUGUUUCAUAGGCUAUUGUAUUUUAAUAUUUUGUUGGAAGCCGCCCAGAGUGGCUGGGGAAAGCCAGCCAGAUGGGUGGGGUAUUAAUAAUAAUAAUAAUAAUAAUAAUUUUAAAAGGGACACUCCCUCAGCAGAAAUGCAAGUAUGUGAAACUGUUCUAGAGAGACUGGUCUGCCUAGUCUGCUCCACUCUGACUGGCAGCAUCUCUCUGUGCUCUCAAAGCGGAGGAUGGUCACUCCUGGCCCAUCUUCAACAGAUUGUUUCAUUGGAUUGUUUAACUGCCUGCAACCUCUGCCCCUAAACUGUUCUUUCCUUGUACGUCCCAGCAGGGAUUUAAGUCCUGGACUGUCAGACUGAAGGUCUGAUGCUGUGGCUACUGAGCUGUCCAGGAACUUAGAGGUUCUCACUUUGGGGUUAGUGUAGAGCUGUCUUAGCAAGAGAGGGGAUGUUUAGAGAGAGUCAGUGAAUGGAUUUCCCCCGUUGGAUAACCCUGGGCUGUAUCCAGCUAACGCGUUCCAUUAGUGCCAGGAUUUCUGCUUGUGCAAUGGGACUUCCUCCCGUCCUCCCCACUCUGUGUGCCAUGCGCCUUCCCUAACUCUGCUCUGGUGGGUUCGGGGAACCCCUUAGAACAGAUUUAGGGGGCUUGCAUGGGGAGGGAGUGCUGUUGUGAAAGUGGAAAUCCUUAUGCUUAUGGGACUCCUUUUCUUGGGGCUGGAAGUGUGGAGAUCACAGUUCUUGGGUGAUGUGCCCAGAAUUUGAGUUUGCAAAUUCCACAUCGGGGGUGGGGAUCUGCAGGAAAGUGCUAGAGCAUCUUUAGAAAAGUAGGAGUACUGGGCUGCAAGUGGAGCUGCCCCCUUUCCCGCCCCGUACCUCCUUUUGUUUCCUGCUUGGUUUGGAAAAUGGUGUGACUGAUGCGCUUCACAGCCUUCCCUUCCCAUCUCUCCCUCCUGUAUCUGUCCUGUCGUGCUUCAGGGGGAAGAGGACGUGCAGGAGACCCCCUGCGAAAUACUCUACCGGGUGAUGCUGUACAACUUGCCACAGUACAUGGUGGGUAUCAUCUGUCUGCGUUCUAUGUGGGGCUACCUUUGAAGGUGACCCGGAAACUACAACUAAUCCAGAACGUGGCAGCCAGACUGAUCACUGGGAGCGGCUGCCAAGACCAUAUAACACCGGUCUUGAAAGACCUACAUUGGCUCCCAGUAUGUUUCUGAGCACAAUUCAAAGUGUUGGUGCCUUAAAGCCCUAAACGGCCUCAGUCCAGUAUAUCUGAAGGAGCGUCUCCACCCCCAUCAUUCUGCCCAGACACUGAGGUCCCACUCCAACCAACCACCCAACUCCCAGCGAACUCCUCCCAGAGCUGGUUUUAUAGUCCCUCUGACUCCACCCCCUGGGUUCUGAUUGGGUAACUUGUUUAACUAAUUCACCUCCAGCACUCUCAUACGUUAACGUCACAAUGCCUGAUUUGGGGUCUGGGGCGGGUGUUCCCCCCUGCUACAGAUAGCUUUGCUGAAGAUCCUGUUAGCUGCAGCGCCAACUUCCAAAGCCAAGACGGACUCCAUCAACAUCCUGGCCGACGUGUUACCUGAGGAGAUGCCGUAAGUGCUUGACUGAUAAAUCACCUGGUGGGUGACAUCUGUGUAAUCUCUCAGCGAGCUUGACCUGGGCAAUGGGCGAAGGUCCGUCAGGUUUCUGUGUGAUGGAUGUUGCACACUUGUUGCAGAUCAACUUUGCACCUUCACUCCUAAAAAUUGUGGUCUCCCACACCUUUCUCUUGGGAGUCAGGCUUACCCAUUCGAGACAUGGUCUUUUUGGAUGUAUACGUGAGUGUCUUUUUCCUCACGUUCCUUCGUUGCGGUGCUGAAUCCUCAGAAGGCUGUGGCAGGGUUUACCGUAUUUUUUGCUCGAUAAGACUCACUUUUUCCCUCCUAAAAAGUAAGGGGAAAUGUGUGUGCGUCUUAUGGCGCGAAUGCAGGCUGCGCAGCUAUCCCAGAAGCCAGAACAGCAAGAGGGAUUCCUGCUUUCACUGCGCAGCGAUCCCUCUUGCUGUUCUGGCUUCUGAGAUUCAGAAUAUUUUUUUUCUUGUUUUCCUCCUCCAAAAACAAGGUGCGUCUUGUGGUCUGGUGCGUCUUAUAGAGUGAAAAAUACGGUGAUAUAUAUGCCCCCUACAGAGCAGCAAUAAUACCAAAUUCAUUAGGAUUUGCAGACAGCAAUAGAAGCUGUAGCAGUGGUUGGCAUGUUAGAAUAUGGCUGCAGUGGGCCUUCUGAUUGCAUUUAGGCUCUGCUAGUACUCUUAAAGGGACGCGGGUGGUGCUGUGGGUUAAACCACAGAGCCUAGGACUUGCCGAUCAGAAGGUCGGCAGUUCGAAUCCCCGCGACAGGGUGAGCUCCCGUUGCUCGGUCCCUUCUCCUGCCAACCUAGCAGUUUGAAAGCACGUCAAAGUGCAAGUAGAUAAAUAGGUACCACUCCGGCGGGAAGGUAAACGACGUUUCGUGUGCUGCUCUGGUUCGCCAGAAGCGACUUAGUCAUGCUGGCCACAUUACCUGGAAGCUGUACGCCGGCUCCCUUGGCCAGUAGAGCGAGAUGAGUGCCGCAACCCCAGAGUCAGCCACGACUGGACCUAAUUUUCAGGGGUCCCUUUAGCUUUAGUACUCUUAAAAUCUGUGUACCACCUUAUACCCGCAGGUCUCAGGGCAGUUCACAAUUCUCUAUCGGUUAAUGAGAAAAUAAAUUACAUUUAAAAUGAGCAAAAUGGAGGGGAAUUCUCAUGGCUGAGGUUUGCCAGUUGCUCUAACCUUCCUUUCCGUGGGGUUUUGGUGGAUGACCUUUUUUUCCUUCCACAAAUCAGCCUCACUUGGGUGCCCUUGCUUCCUCACAACCCCACGGCCUCCUUAAUUGUUGUUACAAAGAAAGAUGGUGAAAUGCAACCGUUUGCUUUUAAAUAAGAAUGUCAGACGUCUUAGCAGGAAGCGUUGGCGGUGAACUGCUAGCCUGAAGUAGGAAUCCCAUCAAAGAAAAGAAGUACCUGGUCCUCCGCUUGAUUAUUCAUCUUUUUCAUCGUUUUUCUCAUUCUCUGACUUCUGGUGUGUCAGAGAUGGGGGACCUCAGGCUCAGGGGCCAAAUCAGCCGUCUAGGUUUGAUUUGAGUUCCUAUUGAAAUGAGGCUGCUUUUUAAUGUUGUAUUUUACAGUGGUACCUCAGGUUACAUACGCUUCAGGUUACAGACUCCGCUAACCCAGAAAUAUUACCUCAGGUUAAAAACUUUUCUUCAGGAUGAGAACAGAAAUUGUGCUCCAGUGGCGCGGCAGCAGUGGGAGGCCCCAUUAGCUAAAGUGGUGCUUCGGGUUAAGAACAGUUUCAGGUUAAGAACGGACCUCCGGAACGAAUUAAGUACUUAACCUGAGGUACCACUGUAAUAUUGUUUUUAAGUUGUAUCUUAAUCAAUUGUUUUAUAUCUGGUGUUAGCCGCCCUGAGCCCAGUCUUGGCUGGGGAGGGUGGGGUAUAAAUAAAAUUUAUUAUUAUUAUUAUCUCUGAUUGGUCUUUGAAACUUUCCCCAGCCCUCAGCUUUUGCUGGAGCUGCUUCACACCCUCCCCGUGGUGUUGUUUUUUUGCCUGGAUUUCGAACUGGGUCGACGCUGAGCUGCUUUUAAGUUCUUCCUCCUUUCCCCCACCCCUUUCUGGGUUAGCAUCACAGUCCUUCAGAGCAUGAAACUGGGGAUCGACGUGAACAGGCACAAAGAGAUCAUUGUGAAGAGCAUCUCGGCCUUGCUUCUGCUGCUCCUGAAACAUUUCAAGCUGAACCACAUCUAUCAGGUGCGUCUUCGGAGCAGUAAUAAGGCAGACUUUUGUCCCUUUCCCUCCCACGUUUCUUGGAUUGGUUCUCUGUUAUCUGUGGUUCUCUUAAGAGCGGUUCUUCAGACUGGUGUUUCGUUUUGCAGGUGCAUUCCGCAACCUGUCAUUGGUGCAAUAAUACUGCAGUAGAGGUGGAUAUAUACCGUAUUUUUCGCUCCAUAAGACGCACCAGACCAUAAGACACUCCUAGUUUUUGGAGGAGGAAAACAAGAAAAAAAAUAUUCGGAAUCUCAGAAGCCAGAACAGCAAGAGGGAUCGCUUCGCAGUGAAAGCAGCAAUCCCUCUUGCUGUUCUGGCUUCUGGGAUAGCUGCGCAGCCUGCAUUCGCUCCAUAAGAUGGACACACAUUUCCACUUACUUUUUAGGAGGGAAAAAGUGAGUCUUAUAGAGCAAAAUAUAUGGUACUUGACCUCCCACACCCAAUGUUAUCACAUUAUUGCUGUCUGGAGGGGCUCUCUUGUGCUAUUGCACAACAAAAGCAGGAACGCCCCCCAACAGUCACAUCUGUGGUAUCAAGAGCUGCAAGAUGAAUGGGGAACAGAAGAAGUUACAUGAUUUCAGGGGGAAGCUAUGGGACAUGAACCGAGUGGAAACAAUGCAGUAUGACACACACAUCCCAUGUCCGCAGCCAUAAAUAGUAUUGAAAGCAGGAUUAUGUAUAACCACUCUCCACUGGUGUACAGAACAAAGGCUGAGUGGGAUGGUAUUUCUGGUGUUGUAAUAUCAGCUUUUGGGGCUACCAGGUGAGCUUUUAGGAGCUAGCAGCAAUGGCCAGCAGUCAGUCCUUGGGAUGUAGUUUAGGAAGGCAUUUUACUUCCAUAAAAGGGUUAGACUGUCAGACCAAAAAGAGCUUUAAAGACGUGUUGCAGCUGCCAAGAGGACUGUGCUAAGCCUGAAAUGUGGGGAAGGAGAGAAAUUGGAAACUGGAGCCCAUCAAGCAUAGCUGUCAACCGUCCCUUAUUGGGCGGGAAAGUCCCUUAGCCCAGCGCCGUGUCCCACUGCUGUCCCUUACUGAUGAUGUCCCGUAAAUUUCCCGGGUUUCAAAGGAAGCCGCUCCUCUCCCUCCCUCCCUGCCGGCCAGGGAGGAGGGAGGCUCCAACUGUGUUGCUUGGCUGCGUUGCUCACCCAAUAAGGAGCCUAAGAACGACUGGGGGGUGGAGUUUGCAUGCCUUGUGCCGAUCAAUUUGGCCGCGCUGCCUGGGGACUCGCCUUUGCUCAGCGCUUCCCAGCGGAGAGGUGACGGUGGUUUCCCUUGCUGCAUCCCCUUUGCCGGGUUGCUGUGCUGUGGGAACCACCGCUUGAGGAUUCGUUUGGCUGCUGGCUGGGCUUUCUGCUUUUCGCUCGGAGGGGCUCAGAAGUCGAACAUACCUGUGCUUGGAAAAUCCCUAAUUUUGGCUGCUGAUCCCUUAUUUCCUUGGCUGCUGGUCCCUUAUUUUCAAAUCUGUAAGUUGACAGCUAUGCCAUCAAGUGGUCCCAUGUGAAACUUUUGACUGUCUGAAGAGACAUGCCCAGAAGCAAAUAUUGGAAGUAGCCGUAGUGUUUGUGUGUGUGCUAGUUAACGCUCUUUCCUGUUUCAUGUUCUGGACUCCCUUGUCUCUCCAGUUUGAGUAUGUCUCUCAGCACCUGGUGUUUGCCAACUGCAUCCCAUUGAUCCUGAAGUUCUUCAACCAGAAUAUCAUGUCCUACAUCACUGCCAAAAACAGGUAAUGCCUGCAUGAAAGUUAAUCUCCCGUCCCUUCUGGGAACACAAAGGCAAUUUUAAACCUGAUGCGUUGACAUCCGUCUGUAAUGGCAGUGAACUGAUGCAUGUGUGUGUCUCUCCUUUGAUUUCCCCGGAAGCAUCUCUGUCCUGGAUUAUCCCUCCUGCACGGUCCAUGAGUUACCAGAACUCAACGCUGAAAGCUUGGUAAGGAGAACGACGAUUACUCUUCACAUCCACGUUGCCUGUGGGCUAGGCAAGAUACAGUGUCAGGGGCCUCCAUUUGCUCUCUGUAAAAUGGGAUUAAUAACGCACUUGCUGGUCGAUUCCAAAGCCCAUAUUUAUUUAUUUUUAAAUAAUUUUUAUUCAUUUUAAAACAUAUUCUUAAACAAACAUUCCACAAAAUUUCACCUCUUAUACAAUCUUUUUGGACUUCUAUCAGCGCCUCUGCAGAUCUCCCAUUUUUAUAAUUUCUUCUUCAUUUCUUAAAUUCAUAUUGCCUUUAAUUAUCAUGACUAAUAUUAUCCUUUUCGUUCAAUAAUGCAAUCAUACAAAUUAUUCCCCUUACAAAACUUCCUGCAAACCUACCAAUGUAAUCUGAUCAUCACAAUUACUUUUCAUAUAGUCCGUAAAUUUAUGCCAAUCUUCCGUGAAUCUCUGGUCCUGCCAGUUUCGAAUUCUUCCCAUUAGUUUAUCUAGUUCUGCAUAGUCCAUCAAUUUCAUCCUCCUGAUUCCAAAGCCCAUAUUAAACCUACCAAACUGUCAUAAAAUAGUGUGCAAGAUUUCAAGUUUCCCAGAAAUCUUAAUCAGAAAGCCAUAUUACCAAUACUGACUCUCCAGGAUUUCAGGCACGGAACACGCCUUAAAAAAAAGAAGAAUGGGGGGAGGAAAGGGUGUGGCGUUCUGGGAAAAACGACUUUGGCAAUCCCUCCUGCCACUGUUCCCAAAUGGGUUUUGACUAUACGUGAUUUUGGGUGCAAUCCCCAGAGCCUAACCCCUGUGUCAGUUGCAGUCUUACUGUAGUAAGCAAGCAAGAUGAUUUAUGCCUCUACCUCUUGAAAAAAAUUAGACUUGUUUGUGUGUCUCCACCCCCUGGAAUCUAUACUUGCUAAAGUGCAAACUGAGCAGUGACUGGCAAUUUAAAAGGGCUCCAUGAGCAGAGGAUUUCUCCUGCGCACUGAAAUGAAUGGGCUGCCUAUUUUAAGUGGGUUUGUUGCUGGGGUAUAGAUUGCUCUAAUUUGAGAGCUACUCUUCCCUACUUCCAUCAAAGUGCUGUACUCUGAAGCAACAGUGGCCUCUAGUGGUUUACUAAGUGAACUGACGGUGGUUAAUGAUUCCUUUGCUAUGCGGCAGGUUUUCUCGGGGCCAAGUAAAAGGUAAAGGGACCCCUGACCGUUAGGUCCAGUCGUGACCAACUCUGGGGUUGCAGCGCUCAUCUCGCUUUACUGGCCGAGGGAGCCGGCGUACAGCUUCCGGGUCAUGUGGCCAGCAUGACUAAGCCGCUUCUGGCAAACCAGAGCAGCGCACAGAAACGCAGUUUACCUUCCCGCCGGAGUGGUGCCUAUUUAUCUACUUGACUUUGAUGUGCUUUCAAACUGCUAGGUUGGCAGGAGCAGGGACCGAGCAACGGGAGCUCACCCCGUGGCGGGGAUUCGAACUGCCGACCUUCUGAUCGGCAAGCCCUAGGCUCAGUGGUUUAACCCACAGCACCACAUGAUCCGGAAGCUGUACGCCGGCUCCCUCGGCCAGUAAAGCGAGAUGAGCGCCGCAACCCCAGAGUCGGUCACGACUGGACCUAAUGGUCAGGGGUCCCUUUACCUUUUAUAGUAUAUUGUAUUUUAAAAUGGGGUUUCAGAGUCUUUAGGGGUUUUUGAAUGUCUUACGUAGAUUUUUCAGUUUCAUUGUUCUGUAUGGGACAAUGACAAUAAAGAUAUCGUAUGGUAUUGUAUCAUAUCGUAGCUGUGCCGGGCCCAGGCUGUUUAAAGCUUUAUCAGUCCUUACUAGCCUAUUCAUGUUAUGAUGGCUUCCUUCCUCCUCGAUUGCAGGAAGUGGGGGACAACAACCAGUUCUGUUGGAGGAAUCUCUUCUCCUGCAUCAACCUUCUGAGGAUCCUCAACAAACUGACCAAAUGGAAGCAUUCCAGGACAAUGGUGAGAUGCCAGCUGGCUGAACUAGCCUGAUGUAGAUGUUACACACUGAGCUGACAUGUUCCCGCAGUUUGUGUCGUGAGACCAAAUAUGUAAUGAAAGAAUGAUUCAUCUACUCUGGUGUAUCUAGAGAACAGAGCGUGAGCUGGCAAAUUGUGUGACGCCACCCCCAGCAAUGCAGAUGGCGUCAACUUUCCAAAUUUCAUGUGGGUUUUAGAAACCCAUGUUUCAGAUGGCUCUCCUGUAUCGGUCUCUACAGCCACAGCAGACGCCAUAACUUCCCAACAGUUUGACUUCACCUCCAAAGGUGUACUCCUCCUUUGUCUCUCGAGGCAGACGGAUGCCAACAACAGAAACACAUUUUUCAGAUGGCUUUCCCCCCUAAUUUUAGAGAUUUCUUUUUUAUAUCUAUAUAAAUUUUAUUAGUUUUUUUAACAUAUCAUUUUCAACAGUAAUUAAACAUACUUUUACAUCUUAUAGGUUUUUUUUACUUCCAUCAAUCACAGCUGAAAAUUUUCCAAUCAAUUCACUUAAUAUACAUUGCUUAAUUUCACUAUUACAUUUAAAUCUCACAACUAAUCUCUCUAUUCUGUCUCUACUUUGCAAUGUUUCAUAUAUUUCUCCUUACAAAACUUCUUGUAGUCCUACUAGCGUAAUUUGUUGAUUACAGUUGCUCUUCAAAUAGUUUUGUAUAUUUCUUCCAAUCUUCUGUGAAUCUCUGGUCCCGCAGGUUUCGAAUCCUUCCUGUCAUUUUAUCUAAUUCUGCGUAGUCCGUUAAUUUUGUCUGCCAUUCUUUUUUCAUCGGAAUUUCGUCUUGCUUCCAUUUCUGGGCUAACAAUACUCUUGCCGCUUUUGUUGCAUAUAAGAACAAUUUAACAUCUUCUCUAUUAAUAUCCUCACCUAUAAUACCAAGUAAAAAUGCUUCUGGUUUUUUUGAAUUUUAGAGAUUUAUUUCCUGGGCUUUAAAUGUAGUAUGUGUGUGUGUGUGUGUGUGUGUGUGUGUGUGUGUAUUUUAAUGAACCUGUAAAGGUAAAGGGACCCCUGACCAUUAGGUCCAGUCGUGGCCGACUCUGGGGUUGCGGCGCUCAUCUCGCUUUCUUGGCGUCAUGUGGCCAGCAUGACUAAGCCGCUUCUGGCGAACCAGAGCAGUGCACGGAAACACCGUUUACCUUCCUGCUGGAGCGGUACCUAUUUAUCUACUUGCACUUUGUGCUUUCGAACUGCUAGGUUGGCAGGAGCAGGGACUGAACAACAGGAGCUCAGCCCUUCGCAGGGAUUCAAACCGCCAACCUUCUGAUCGGCAAGUGCUAGGCUCUGUGGUUUAACCCACAGCGCCACCCGCGUCCUAUUAAUGAACCUGUACUGUUCUGGAAACUAAAGAUUUGCAAGCUUAACAAAAUAGGACAUUCUUCUGUUGAUCCGAACCAGGGGAUUGCCAACACAGGCCUUCAUUGGUGUCACUAGCCAGGGUCCCCAGACUCUGAGCUUUCACUUUUUAAAAAAGGUCUCUAGCCCUCCCAGGAAACAGGUUGUGAAGUAAAAUGUGCAGGUACCCUUCUAAGCAAUUCCUGUGAAAUGAACCAGCCUGGCCAAUGAGUGAAGUCAGAGCUGUGAGUGAUAAAUGAGUUGUUCAGACACCAGGAAAUAGGAAUAGGGUCCUGAAGAUCUGCUGUUUCCCUCUCCCACUUAGCGCACUUUUCCUGAUUCCCUCUUAUUUAAUCCCUGCUCAUCAGCUGAUGAAUGGAGAUCAACUCCUGCUGCCUUUGCUGUGGGGUCCUGUUCCCUACUGGGAACAGGGCACGUAGCCAGUGCAGGAUGCAAUCAUGCCCUUGGACCCAUGAGGAGUGAUGUCAGCUGGUGCAUAGGUGGGCAUGGUUUGGGUAACACAGCCGCAGAGAUUAACUUGGCCUCCCCAGGUAGGUCAAGAUACCGGGAUGGAGGUUUCCUGUUCCUGCUCCUGGUCUGUGCUAACUGGUAGAGGCUCUCCAGGAUUUCCAGCAUCCCCAGUGCCACCUGGAGAAACCAGGGCUGGCAUCUUCAGCUUGCAAAGCAGAUGUUCUACCAUAUCUUGCUGGGUUGCUUUUUCCACUUGUAAAGGUGAAGGAACCCCUGACCAUUUGGUCCAGUCGUGGCUGACUCUGGGGUUGCGGCGCUCAUCUCGCUUUAUUGGCCGAGGGAGCCGGCAUACAGCUUCCGGGUCAUGUGGCCAGCAUGACUAAGCCGCUUCUGGCGAACCAGAGCAGCGCACAGAAACGCCGUUUACCUUCCCGCUGGAGUGGUACCUAUUUAUCUACUUCCACUUUGAUGUGCUUUCGAACUGCUAGGUUGGCAGGAGCAGGGACCGAGCAACGGGAGCUCACCCCGUCACGGGGAUUCGAACCGCUGACCUUCUGAUCGCCAAGCCCUAGGCUCUGUGGUUUACCCCACAGUGCCACCCGCAUCCCUUUUCCACUCAUAUUGAAAGCCUUAAAUGUAUUGUUUGCCUGUUCCUGCAAUCAUUAAGACUGUACUCCUAAAAGAAAUAUAUCUUGUUCUGUUGCUUGCUGUUUGGUAUAUCGGUAGAUGUUGGUGGUCUUCAAGUCUGCACCUAUCCUGAAACGGGCUCUGAAAGUCAAGCAAGCCAUGAUGCAGCUCUACGUCCUGAAGCUGCUGAAGAUCCAGACCAAGUAUCUCGGGCGCCAGUGGAGGAAGAGCAACAUGAAGACAAUGUCCGCCAUCUACCAGAAAGUGCGCCAUCGCAUGAACGACGAUUGGGCUUACGGCAACGGUGGGUGUUGCAGAUGCCUUCCUUGCCUGGAAGGGUGAUGCUGGUCUUGGCUGAGCGUUCUGCGGGCAUUCCCCAUCUCUCUAUCACCCACUGAACAUUUGAUCUGUCUCUUUUGCUUGCACAGGGCACCAACCACGCUGUCCCUCCAGGUGUUAUUGUGUCAUAAACCCCAUCAGGUCAAUGUGGUUUAGCACCGUUCAGGUGUAUUGACUUAGCUGGGCUCCUUAACUGCAGAUUUUAAGACGCGGUGUUCCCUUUGCCUAUGCAGUGUCCCAUUUGGGGUACUUUCCAUUGUGACCCCCUGAAGCUGCCAUAUACAGAGUUAGUUUGCUCUUCCAUUUAGCCUCUGACUGGCAGUGGUCUCCAGGACUUUAGAGAUCAGAGAGCAUUCUCAGUACCAACUACCUGAGAUGUCUUAGCUGGAGAAUCUAGGGAUUGGGACUCGGACCAUUGGCAUGAAAUGCAUACACCGUAUUUUUCGCUCCAUAAGACACACCUUUUUCCUCCUAAAAGGUAAGGGGAAUUGUCUGUGCAUCUUAUGGAGCAAAUGCGUGGUCCCUGGAGCCGAAUUGCCCCAGGGGCGAAAAGCAGAUCGUGCUUUUUUAUUUUUAGAAAGAGGGGAUGGGGUGUUGAAACAAAGCUGCUGAGCAGCUGAUCGGCAAGUGAUGGGAGGGAGAUAAGGGACUCUAGCGAUAAAGGAGGCUACCUGGGAGGGGGGAGGUAAAAGCACAUGGAUCCUCAGGAUUUUUGCAUUGGGUCACCCCAAAUUCACCAUCAGAUCACAUAGCAUGUCCAUGGCUACAGCCUGCACCAAAAAAAAUCAUGCAUCUACUGUUUCGUGGGGCCGCAAUGGCGCAAAAAUGUGGUUACAAAGCAUGGAUCCACAUGGAUCCUUGGGAUUUUUGCACUGGGCUACCCCAAACUCACCGUCAAAUCACAUAUCAUGUCUGUGGCCACAGCAUGAACCACAAAAAUCAUACAUCCAUUGUUUUGUUCAGAAUUUUUUUUUCUUGUUUUCCUCUAAAAACUAGGUGUGUCUUAUGGUCAGGUGCGUCUUAUGGAGCGAAAAAUAUGGUAUUAUCUCCAGUAAUGAUGAAAUGACUCAUUCUUGGGGCCACUAGGAAUCCAAGGAUGUCACUCCAAAGACCAUUAUUGACACUAUGAGUCUCAACGCUGACAGAGCUGUGGGCUCAGACCCAACCCCAAAGAGGUUGUUCUGUUUUACCAGAAAGAGCACCUUCCAGUUUUCAUCUUGGCUCUCUCUUGUCUUGUUGACACGUAGAUAUCGAUGCUCGGCCCUGGGACUUCCAAGCUGAAGAAUGCACUUUACGAGCCAAUAUUGAAGCCUUUAACAGCCGGAGGUAUGAUAAAUCCCAGGACUCUGAAUUUGCUCCAGUGGACAACUGCUUGCAGAGUGUGUUGGGCCAGCCCCUGGACCUUCCUGAAGAUUUCCAUUACUCUUACGAACUAUGGCUGGAGAGAGAAGUGUUCUCACAGCCCAUCCGCUGGGAAGAACUAUUACGCUAUCCGUGA
Molecule: messenger RNA, 63231 nt
Organism: Podarcis lilfordi (Lilford's wall lizard)
Lineage: Eukaryota; Metazoa; Chordata; Lepidosauria; Squamata; Lacertidae
Source: the annotation of a GenBank genome assembly